Messenger RNA from Pelobates cultripes (western spadefoot toad), 80543 nucleotides. NCBI's taxonomy places the organism in Eukaryota, Metazoa, Chordata, Amphibia, Anura, Pelobatidae. The record is from the annotation of a GenBank genome assembly.
GAAGGGAAGGGACGUGAGCGCUGCUGUUGAUAGAACACCGGACGCAAGUAGUGCCGGGCAGUGAGUGUCCGCCAGUGUGCAGCCAUGUCGGAGGGAGACGCCGUACAAGUGUGUGUCAGGGUCCGGCCACUCAUUCAGAGGUAAUAACAAAUAGUCCGUAAGUGUUUGGGAGAAUCCCUGGAAUGCAUAGUGUCCUCCCAGCUGGUGGAAGGGUUAACCUGAGUGCUUAUAGGGUUAUAUCUAAUCACCCCUAUAUUAUUACAGAGUGAUACAUAGCCUGCAGCUUGGUGUACGUUAACACUGUCAGCAGAGAGCAACCCUUGUAUUCAGUAGACGGGGGAGUUUGAAGAAUUGCAAUUUUUAGAACAAAACCAAUAGAAAUUAAGAAAUUAAAUCUCAUAAUCCGUUAUAUUUUCCCAUUUAGGAUAUUGUUUCUUAUAAUGUGCAAUGCUUCUUAACUGCUAGUACAUGCAUGGCCCAACAGUUAUAUCAAAAACAGUUUUGGCCUGAUCAUUAUGUACAUUGGUUGUUUUGAUACUUGACAUGCAGCCAUUUUGUCAGUAAUAUUUUUUUAUAUUUUUCUUGCACAAUUGACUUCAUUUUUAUUUAUUUUUUAUUUUGUUUUACUCAUAUGCGUACACACUGGUUGUGCAAGGCACACGUCCUAAAGCCAAAUUCAGACCAGCCUUUGUUUUAUUCAAUUUUAAUACAUUUAAAGGGACUCUAUAGACACCAAGACCAUGAAAUGCACUGCAGGAAUGACAAUGUUUUCAUUGCAGGGUUAAAAGAUCACUAUAGUGUCAGGAAAAUUAAGCGGUUUUCCUGACACUAUAGUGUUCUGAGGGUGCCCACACCCUCAGGGUCACCCUCCCGCCGAGCUGAAGGGGUUAAAACCCCUUCAGUAGCUUACCUUUUUCCAGCGCUGGGCUCCCUUGACGCUGGUGACCUCUCCUCCCCCGCCGACAUCAGCGGAGCUGAAAGCGCAUACGUGGCAAGUGCCGCGCACGUGUUCAAGCUGUCAGUAGGAAAGCAUUUUUCAAUAGGUAAACGAUAAAAGUUUAAUGGACAUCAAUUAAGAACCAGUCAUCCUGACUAAUGCACGAAAAAAUUUACUCAAUUUUUGCUGCUAGGAUCCACUGCAAAACACUGACAGAAAUUACAUCAUACAUAAGAACAAAAAAUACAAAAAUAAAUACACCAAUUACACAAUUUAAAUCAAAUGGACAAGUCGAGUUAUAAAAAUUCCUCCUGCACGUCAAAAAGGAUAAAUACCCCAUUCGCGUUAGCAGCGCCACCCUUUGUGGACGCCUUGUGAAAACUAGUGGGUGGCGGGGGGAUGUAAAGCUUCUUCCUAUUAAAGAGUUGCAAUGUCCCUUUUUCCUUGAAAAGUGGUGCGGGAACACUGAAUUGGUAACCAUUGCACGUGGGGUAAGUUUCAAAUUUGAGUAUUAUAGGUUACAAUUAUCAGAUCAAUAGGGCAUCCUAAGAAGCUUAUAGUAGUUACCCAGUGAUAAACACAAAAAUAAAAAAUUGAGGUUCCUAUUACUUACACUGAACAAAAUUAUAAACGCAACACUUUUUUGUUUUUGCCCCCAUUUUUCAUGAGCUGAACUCAAAGGCCUAAGACUUUUUCUAUGUACACAAAAGGCCUAUAUCUCAGAAAUAUUGUUCACAAAUAUGUCUGAAUCUCUGUUGGUGAGCACUCCUCCUUUGCCAAGAUAACCAUUCACCUCACAGGUAUGGCAUAUCAAGAUGCUGAAUAGACCGCAUGAUUAUAGCAAAGGCUGGCCACAAUAAAAGGCCACUCCAAAAUGUGCAGUUUUAUUACACAGCACAAUGCCACAGAUGUUGCAAGUUUUGAGGGAGCAUGCAAUUGGCAUGCUCACUGCAGGAUUGUCCACCAGAGCUGUUGCCCGUGAAUUGAAUGUUCAUUUCUCUACCAUAAGCCAUCAGCAAGGCAUUUUAGAGAAUUUGGCAGUACAUCCAACCGGCCUCAUAGCCGCAGACCACGUGUAACCACACCAGCCUAGGACCUCCACAUCCAGCAUCUUCACCUCCAAGAUCGUCUAAGACCAGCCACCCGGACAGCUGCUGCAACAAUCUGCUUGCACAACCAAAGAAUUUCUGCACAAAUUGUCAGAAACCGUCUCAGGGAAGCUCAUCUGCAUGCUCAUCGACCUGACUGCAGUUUGUUGUUGUAACCGAUUUAAGUGGGCAAAAGCUCACAUUCGAUGACGUCUGGCACUUUGGAGCGGUGUUCUCUUCACGGAUGAAUCACGUUUUUUUUUUAUUAUUAUUUAUUAUUAUUAUUGUACAGGGCAGAUGGCAGACCGCUAGUAUGGCGUUGUGUAGGUGAGCGGUUUUGCUGAUGUCAACAUUGUGGAUUGAGUGUCCCGUGGUGGUGGAGUUAUGGUAUUGGACGGUGUAUGUUAUGGACAACAAACACAACAUGACCAUCACCUCAUGUUGCAGCAUGAUAAUGAACGGCCCCAAGUUGCAAGGAUCUGUACACAAUUCCUGGAAGCUGAAAACAUCCCAGUUCUUGCAUGGCCAGCAUAUUCACUGGACAUGUCACCCAUUGAGCAUGUUUGGGAUGCUCUGGAUCAGCGUAUAUGUCUGCAUGUGCCAAUAUCCAGCAACUUCGCACAGCCAUUGAAGAGGAGUGGACCAACAUUCCACAGGCCACAAUCAACAACCUAAACAACUCAGUGUUGCACUACGUGAGGCAAAUGGUGGUCACACCAGAUACUGACUGUUUUUUGGACCUCCCCAAUAAAGUAAAACUGCACAUUUUAGAGUGGCCUUUUAUUGUGGCCAGCCUAAAGCACACCUGUGCAAUAAUCAUGCUGUCUAAUCCAGGGCUUGACAAAUUUGUUUAGGAUAUAGGAGCCAGCUAAAAAAGUUAGGAGCCAGUAAUUUUCAACGAGAGUGCAAUUCUUAAAGGGACACUAUAGUCACCAGAACCACUACAGCUUGAUAUGGUAGUUUUGGUGUCUAUAGCCUGUCCCUGCAGGCAUUUCAGUGUAAACACUGCCUUUAAAGCGAAAAGGCAGAGUUUACAUUGCUGCUUACUAACUCCUCUGACUGUCACUCAGACGGUCACUAGAGGUUCAGUGUUUCCAAGCUCUGCAUGGAGGCGCUGAAUGCUCCUCAUAGAGAUUGGUUAAUGUAAUGCAUCUCUAUGAGGAGAUGCGAAUUGGUACACUUGCUGCGCAUGCACAAAAUCCUCCCAAUGCUUUGCUAAGGGAAAGCAUUGCCUUAGCGGAGAUCAUAAAGAUUGAUCAUCUCAGCCAUUGCAAAACUGGCACGGCGUGGGAAAAUAGGAAGAAAGGUGAGUAAAAAAACACCUUCCUCAAGCGAUCGCGCACGCACACACACUCUGACAGGCUCACAUACACACUCAUGCUGACAACAGGCUUGCACACACUGACAGACACACACAUACAGACGCUGACAGGCUCUCACAUACAGAUACUGACUCUGACAGGCUCGCUCACUGACAGCACACACACACAGUCUGACAGGCUCGCUCACAAACACACACACAGACACUCUUGACAGAUUCACACAUUUUUAUUUGAAUUGAAAUCCACUCAGUCUCCCUACCUUUGGGAGAGCUGAGUGAGUCUUUCCUGGGGUCCAGUGGGCUGCACUAUUCCUGUGUGGGUAGGAGCAGUACUCUGCCAGUAGCUCCUCUCUGCUCCCUCGCGCUCUGUAAUGAUGCCGGGGCGACAUCAUUACACAGCGCGAGAGAGCAGAUGCAAAUAGAGUACUGCUCCCUCGCGUGCUGGCCAUAAUGCUCGGGCGGCGGGCGGCAUCCUCCAUGUAUCCGCGGGCAGGCGUCAAAGCUCCCUCCCACGCUAACUAGAGAGCUGGCAAAUCCCAGUCGCCGUGGCGAUCUGGCGCCUGGGAUUUGUCGAGCCCUGGUCUAAUCAGCCUCUUGAUAUGCCACAGCUGUGAGGUGAAUGGAUUAUCUCGGCAAAGGAGAAGUGUUUCUAUUCACAAGAAAGGUAAUAGGGAGGAGUCGGGCAACUAUAGGCCAGUAAGCCUUACUUCAGUAGUGGGGAAAGUGAUGGAAACCAUGUUAAAGGAUAGGAUUGUUGAACAUCUAAAAAACACAUGGAUUUCAAGAUCAGAGACAACAUGGGUUUACUUCAGGGAGAUCAUGCCAAACUAAUCUUAUUGAUUUUUUUGAUUGGGUAACUAAAAUUAUAGAUCAGGGUGGUGCAGUAGACAUUGCUUACCUAGAUUUCAGUAAGGCUUUUGACACUGUUGCACAUAGAAGGCUUAUCAAUAAACUGCAAUCUUUAAGUUUGGAUUCCAAUAUUGUUGAAUGGGUAAGGCAGUGGCUGAGUGACAGGCAACAGAGGGUUGUAGUCAAUGGAGUAUAUUCGAAGCUUGGGCUUGUCACCAGUGGGGGAUACCUCAGGGAUCUGUACUUGGACCCAUUCUCUUUUUUUUUUUUUUUUUAUAAAUUCUUUAUUUUUGUUGUGCGGGUGGUUACAAGAUACCAACAAACGCCACAACGGCGUAUUGCAAGAUUUAUACAUGUUAGACAGUGGCAUGAAGAGUCGCACAUAUUUUGUGUUUUUUUUAUCCAAUAUAACUAAACGAUUGUAGUGCCCUAGUUAAGGUAAAUGAAACAAGUAGAAACUAUGUAUGUGUGACAGUACUAGAUGAGCUGUAUUAGUGUGGUUAGAUCUAUGUGUUGAGUUACACGCUAGUUGAAUCGUUAUCGUAGUCACUUAUGUAGAUGCUAUUGGUUAGCACAAUUAGUUUAUCCCAUCCACACUUGUAUAGGUGUAAAUAUUGGUUGUGCGGCUACCUGUUGUCUGGACCGGGAUAAGUAUGGAUAUGGAUACUCUACACGUGCAUAGGACAUCAGCUUAUCACAGUUGUAGAAAACAUUUGCUUGUAACAAUUGCAUAAAACUUUUGCAUAUACUAUUUGCAUAUGACAUGUGCGAGAUAGUUAGUAAGAAAACGUAGUAGAGUAUUCAGCUUAGGAGCGGGGUCGUGAGUGUGAUGACAGCCUGAUCUGCUAAUAGGGUGUGUGCACUGUGGUGUAUAUUGUGUGCUCCUAGAUUACCCCUCGGCAUGGGGGGGGGGUUGUCGUUCAGAUAAUAGGCAGUCGGGAUCUACUCUGGGCCUCUGCCUGUCCAUCAGUGGUUGUGGUCUGAUGUGGGGGGGAAGUUUUUAAGAGUCCCUCAUAGUAAUGGCGGUGCAUAGGGGAAUGUCCCAAAAGUCUUUUGGUGGUCUUCUGGUCUGGUUCAGGUCGUGACCGCUGUGUAUUGUUCCACUUGAGGCCUCCUUGGCACGAACUCCGGUGCUCUGGUUGCAUCCCGCCCAAGGGGAUAUGUGGUUCUCGCUGGUGGUUCCGCUGGUUGAAUGGAAUUCAGGGGGAGGCCCAGAGUGCCUAAGACCUCCGUGGCUUCAUGUAUGUUGCUUACAGCGUGUGGCACGUCUCCCCUCAUGAUGUGUAGGACGUGAGCUGGGCCCCAGCGGUACCUGAUUUGGUUGGCUCGUAGCACUGCAGUAAACUGUUGUAGAGAUCUCCGCCAUGCUAAUGUUCCACUUGAGAGGUCUGGGAAAAAUGACAGGGUCAUGUUUUCAAAGGGGUAUGCCGAUUGCUCCCUGGUGGCCGCUAGGACUGCAGUUUUGUCCCUCAGGUUUUGAAAUUGGAGCACUAUGUCCCUAGAUGUGCUGGGUGGUGCCCUGGUCUGUCUCGGCAGGCGGAAUAUGCCAUCUAGCGUAAUCGCCCUGGCUGUUUUCGGGGGCAAGAGUGCGGUGAGGAGCCGCCUGGCAAAGUGUGGGAGCUCUGCGUCAGGGACUGAGUCAGCCACCCCCCUAACCUUUAGGUUUUUGUAGCGUCUUUUAUCUUCCUGUAAGGAGAAUCGCUGGUCCUGUAGUUGGUUCUGUUUUUGCAGUGCGCUUAUUGCAACUUGGAGCUCAGUUAUUUGAGUGGUAUGUGUUGUGGAGGUUCCCUCCACUGCCUGGAGACGGCCUGUCAAAUUUUUCAAAUCAUUUAUCAUAGCCACAUCGGCCGCGAUUUUCCUAUGGUGCUCAGCCAUGAGGUCUCCUAUGGCUUCCAUAGUUACCGGCUUGGGGUCGUUCACGGGUGGCUGGUUCCGUGUCUGCACCGGUUGUUUUAAGGCUGGGGCUGGUGCUGGGUCUCCCUCCGUGUCGUCCGAGGACCCCUCGUAAAAAUCCGAGCAGCCGCCGUGCAGGGACGCCAUUUUGGAGCCCGCGGCUUCAUGAGCCUGCCGCCAGAGGUUCCCGAUAUCCAUGCCGGGUCGGGGCUUGUCCGGCUUUUGUUUUUUCAUUUUUCUCCCCAUGUGGUCCGGGGGGGUUCUGGGCUCACUUUGCGGUGGAUUCCGCCGAUGCCCAGGUGUGGAAAGGGUGAGUUUUGCUCUGGCUUAGUCCGGAGCUUCUCCGCCAUGCGUCCGUCUGGACCCAUUCUCUUUAAUAUUUUUAUUAGUGAUAUUGCAGAAGGUCUUGAUGGUAAGGUAUGUCUUUUUGCUGAUGAUACUAAGAUAUGUAACAGGGUUGAUGUUCCAGGAGGGAUAAGCCAAAUAGCAAAUGAUUUAGGUAAACUAGAAAAAUGGUCAGAAUUGUGGCAACUGACAUUUAAUGUGGUUAAGUGCAAGAUAAUGCAUCUUGGACGUAAAAACCCAAGGGCAGAGUACAGAAUAUUUGAUAGAGUCCUAACCUCAACAUAUGAGGAAAGGGAUUUAGGGGUGAUUAUUUCUGAUGACUUAAGGGUAGGCAGACAAUGUAAUAGAGCAGCAGGAAAUGCUAGCAGAAUGCUUGGUUGUAUAGGGAGAGGUAUUAGCAGUAGAAAGAGGGCUCAUGCCAUUGUACAGAACACUGGUGAGACCUCACUUGGAGUAUUGUACGCAGUACUGGAGACCCUAUCUUCAGAAGAAUAUUGAUACCUUAGAGAGAGUUCAGAGAAGGGCUACUAAACUGGUUCAUGGAUUGCAGGAUAAAACUUACCAGGAAAGGUUAAAGGAUCUUAACAUGUAUAGCUUGGAGGAAAGGCGAGAAAGGGGGGAUAUGAUAGAAACAUUUAAAUACAUAAAGGGAAUCAACACAGUAAAGGAGGAGACUAUAUUUAAAAGAAGAAAAACUACCACAACAAGAGGACAUAGUCUUAAAUUAAAGGGACAAAAGUUUAAAAAUAAUAUACGGGAGUGUUACUUUACUGAGAGGGUAGUGGAUGCAUGGAAUAGCCUUCCAGCUGAAGUGGUAGAGGUUAACACAGUAAAGGAGUUUAAGCAUGCGUUGGAUAGGCAUAAGGCUAUCCUAAUUAGAAGAUAAGGCCAGGGGUUAAUGAAAGCAUUUAGAAAAUUGGGCAGACUAGAUGGGCCAACUAGUUAUUAUCUGCCGUCAAAUUCUAAGUUUCUAUGUUCACUGACACAGAUUUAGAGAGAUUUGUGAACAAUAUUUGCGAGAAAGAGGUCUUUUGUGUACGUAGAAAAAGUCAUAGAUCUUCGAGUUCAGUGUUGCGUUUAUAAUUUUGUUCAGUGUAAUUGGUAAAUUGCUCCUGGGUUAAAAAAAUAAUAAUUAAGUUGUAAACAAACUUUCAGUUAUAGGUCGCCGAGUACAGUAACUAACCCAAUAUAUUGAAACUUGAAACAAUUUGGCAAACCUGCUAUCUGUUGAACGUUUGGCUCUCAUGCCAGCAGACAGGCCUCUGCAUUCUUCUUUUUUAUUUUUUUUUAUUUUUUGCCCAUUUGCCAUUGCUGUCCUAAUUUGUUUGCCUAAAGCGAAAAAAAUAUAUAAAUUUCAGGGUGUUUAGAGAAAAGCAUGACUGCAAUAUUUUCUUUUCUUCAUAUUUUCUUCAUCAUCAUCUGAUCAUUUUAUAUUUUACUUUUUCAUUUCAGAGAGCAAGGGGAUCAGUUGAACCUACUUUGGAGAGCUGAGAAGUCAAAAAUUUCCCAAAUAGAUGGAACAAAAUCUUUUAACUUUGGUAAGCAGUUUUUGUUUUUAAACCCUGGUUCACUUAAGUGAGCUCUACAAAUUUGACUCAUAAUUGCCUUUUCUAACAAUGGUUAUCACUGAGGUCAGAGUACACUACUGGGUAGGACUGUGCUCACCAUUUCUCAGCUUUGGGGGGGCUCUAGGCUUUUCUUAGCUGUCCAUAGACUGGUAACCUGUAGCCUUAUUUCUCAUCCCUAAUCUUGUCUAUAGUGGCAGCUUAUAACAGUAUCCUUGUGAUGUUCUGCUCUUAGAAAUGCAAUGGCAUUUUAAAACAUUACUACUGAAACGGCCAGCACCUUGUUUGUUGCUAAACAUGAAUACUUAUUCAGGGUUAUUCACUAACAUGAGAAUUCAGCGAGAAUUUCAAGUUGACGGCCAAAGUAGCUUAACCAAAGGCAUAGGGGAGUUAUAAAAUAUUUCCAGUUAUCAUUUAUUUUUAUAUUUUUUUUUUUUUACAUUUAAAGAAACAAUAUAGUGUCAGGAAUACAAACGUACACCUGAGACUAUAGGGCUGCUGUGGCCGUUUAAUAUACCGACCCCACUCUGAUUGCUCUCAAAAGGUGAAUUUACUCACUUUUUUUUUUUUUUUUCUUGCCACGUAGGGCUCCAUCUCCAUGGCUGAGAUCCUCAAUCUUAAUGGUCUUAGCCAAUUCAGUGCUUUCCCAUAGGAAAGCGUUGGGAGUCUAUUGCACAUGCUCGUCAAAACAUCACGCAGCGCCAAUCCGCAUCUCCAUGGAGAGAUGCAUUUGUAUUAAUGCAUCAGUGUGGGGAACGCCAGUGCUGCACACAGGAAGUACCUGAAUGACUGCUACUAGAGAUGUUACUAGGCAGCAAUGUAAACACGGUCUUUUCUCUGAGAAAACUAGCUUGCCAUGCUUCCAGUGGUGUCCACAUUACUUAUUUGAACUGUCGUUGAGCAGUUUUCUCCCUUCAUUCAGCAUUUCCAUGCAGUCUGUCAUUAACAUGAGUGGUAUUAUUUUUCAGUUUUAUUAUGGUUUUGUGAACCAAAACAUUAAAGGUCCACUAUAGGCGCCCAGACCACUUCAGCUCAAUGAAGUGGUCUGGGUGCCAGGUCUAUCUAGGGUUAACCCUGCAGCUGUAAACAUUAGGGUUAAUCCAGCCUCUAGUGGCUGUCUCACUGACAGCCGCUAGAGGCGCUUCUCACUGAUUUUCAGUGAGAAGACGCUGCCGUCCAUAGGAAAGCAUUGAGCACUGGAGAUGACGUCUGAAGAGGGUGGAGAGUCCCCAGUGCCGAGGCAGCCCGGCGUUGGAGAAAAGUCCGAAUUUAACCCCUUCCUCCCACUAGAGCCCAGCGGGGGACCCUGAAGGUGGAGGGGGGGGGGGACCCAAAGAUGUAUUUAAUGCCUCAUUUUAUCAUUGGGGUAAAUCGGCUAGAUCUUUUAUCUAAUACCUUUGCAAGUCCUCCAUUUCUAAACCCAGAUUUUAUGUUGCAGUCCAAUUACAGACUUCCCAAUGCAGCGCAACAAUAAGACUUUGCAAGGCAGUGGUUCUGUCCAACUGCAGCUUCUUGAGUUUAGCCCCACUGAACAAACCAGGAAGUAAUAUGACCUGUUCUCUGCUUUAAACCCAAGGGGUGUAACCAGGUUCCUUUAUAAAAGUGCCAAUUUCUAUUGAAACCUGCACUUUUGUAAAAUGGAAAAAAAAAGAGGGGACACUCUUCACACACACACAGCUUUUCAGUGUCUAAGGGGUCUGGAGUGUUCUUUUUUUCAUUCAGUCUGUUUCUUCUCAUAACUUGUAGUUAUGCUAUAUGUUUUUUAAAUGUCAAGCUUUUGGGUGUUCCUGACUUUAAGGUAAACUGGUAUUCCUGCAAAAAUUUAUUGGGAAAUUUUGGCUUUUGAUAAGAUGGUAAAACACCGGACUAGCACAGCUAUGCAAAUAACCAUUGUGGUACAAAUUAAUCACAGGCAUUCUAUUAAGACUACAUUACAUGGAUAGGUUGGAUACUAAUAACUAAGCAACUGUUUUCUAGAUCGUGUAUUCCAUUCCAAUGAAACGACCAGUCAAGUUUACCAGGAAAUGGCAAUUCCUAUUAUACGCUCUGUUUUACACGGAUACCAUGGUGGGUAUUUCAGUAUAUACUGAAGACAUAUAAGACAGUUAGUCUUGUGCAUUUUUUCAGAUAUCUAUACAACAAUUUUGCUUUUGCAGGCACUAUAUUUGCUUAUGGACAGACAUCCUCUGGGAAAACGUACACAAUGAUGGGAACAACAGAUUCUGUAGGAAUAAUACCACAGGCAGUGCAGGAUAUUUUUAAAAUUAUACAAGAGGUAUGUAAAAUGUACUGUGUAGAUUUGUUCCCUUCUUCCCCCACACUUUUUUUUUUUGUAGAAUAUACAUUGUUUUUGUCCAGUAAACUGUGCAUUUUCCACAAAUAAAAUAUGAAUGGAAGAAUGAAGGCAAAAAUAGCUUAUGUGGAAUUAAAGGGACACUCUAAACACCAGACCAUUUCAGGCACUAAAUGUUUCCCUUUAACUUUGCUAUUGUUAGAACAUGGGUAUUUUUGCAAUUUGGGAUUUUUUUAAAUUCAGUUCCUUAUGUUUGAAUUGUGUGUAUCUGCUGGCUGUAUUUUAAAGUAAUGUGAUUCAGAUUUAUUCUCUACAAUUUGAGUUUUUUAUGCAUACAUAUGCGAUGCUUAUUAAAUAUACACUUAUUAAUCAGGGGUGUCAAGGGACUAAAGUAAUCUAUUUGUCUGGACACAAUAAUUUCAAUUACGAAGAUUUGGGCUGCUGUCAGGAGCACUGGACAUUGACAGGUGUGUGUGUGUGUAUAUGUGUGUGUGUAUAUAAAAAUAAUGUGUGUUUGUGUGUAGAUACAAAUAUGCGAGCACGUUAAUGUGCUGGCUGUGUGUAGUUGUUUUAAACUUUCUGAUAUAUGUGCUCACACAAAAACUAUGCAUUCUCUGACACUUGCACACAGCACAGAAUACCAGCAGCUGCCUGGAUUUUGUAUAGUGGGUGUUCAGCCUGUCCUAUGCUGUCUCUGCCAUGCACAGUGUCUGCCACUGGCAUGUCACGUCCCACUAUAAAAAAAAUUAACUUUUUGCCUGGAACUGUAUGUCCUGGGCAUUGGGCAGUAUAAACACCACAUCCCUGUUAUUAUACAUAUGUAUGUACACAUGUAUAAUUUCAGAAAUUAUACUACGUUAUUUACUAAAGUGAGAAUGCAACCUGAAUACAAAGUGAAUGUAAAAUUUUACAGUCAAAAUAGCCAAACUGUAAAAAUUAGAACAGUCAUCUGUGCUUUCCAUUCAGCUAUUCUAGCCUGAAAUUUGAAAUCUCACUUUAAUAAAUAACCUUUAAAGUAUAAAUUGUUUAAACUUUUUUUUAUUUAUUAAAGUUUGUUCUCAUUGACACACUUACUUCACAGUCCCAUUGCAUCUUUCAUAUUUCCAGCAUCCCUCAUGGACCUGCAGCUUGUCCCCUUCACAUCUCUUUCCUCAAUGCAGUAUAGGCCGCCAGAAUAUUACUCCAUGUUGUAUCCCAGUGGUCAUCGAGUCCGUGCAUUGUGAGGAGCAGCCUACAGCUGGCUGGGGGCCCCAGCCAGCUGUAGGCUAUGGUGACCCACUGGAAAAUUUCCAGCUUUUCAGUCCUUCCAAUGUACUAAUCCUCCCUCACUACCUGCCACUUGCCUGUGUCCUGAGCUAAAAGAAUAGUGAAAUGGCUUGCAUUGUGCAUGGAUUUGAAUCUUCAGAGUGUAACGUGGUAGAAAUUCUGCAUACCCAAUUAUUAAUUGAUACCUUUUUAUGACAGAUACCAAACCGAGAGUUUCUGCUGCGAGUGUCCUACAUGGAAAUUUACAAUGAAACUGUGACUGACCUCCUAUGUGAUGAUAGAAAGAAAAAGCCUUUAGAAAUACGUGAAGACAUUGAUGUAAGUGAAAGUGGCUUGUUUUAGAACAAACAUGCCAAUUUUAGAAGAACUGACUCCUGAUGUAAUUGUUACAGAUUGAGAAUCUAUUUAUCCUUCUAGUUUGUAUUUAAAAAAAAUAAAAAUAGAAAAAUGUUAAUCUGCAACAUGCUCUUCUUUUGUUUCAAUCAACUCAUGGAAUACUAAUUUUGGAGGGGGUGCUGACAGUGGCACUUAAUUUGUAAUGCUAACCUAGUGUCUCCAGCAACCCAUCCCCUCAGUUCUGCUUUGGUAUAUCUGGUAGCUUAAACUUGUACAGCAUGGGUGGCUGUGAUUGGCUGAGAGUAUCAGAUGACCACUUUUAACAACUCCAUAUUGCUUUAAGGAAUUGUGUUGUCUCUGUCUUAUCUCUAGUUAGGGGGCUGUUGUUUGACUAGCCAGGAACACUUAUUUAGUGAUUAUCUAUUCAAAAACGGUUUAGCAGUGAAUGUAGGGACAGUGCCAGAGAACUCCAGGCACUUAACCAAUUCAAUGAAAUGAAUCAUUAUACUGCAUACAGUGUCCCUUUAACUUUUCAUGGUGAUGGGAGUUUUCCUUUAACUCAGAAAACCCUGCAGGUUGGGUGGAAGUGGCAGUUAAUUUUUUGAGGUGGUGCUUAUUUUUUAUUGUUAUAUUAUUUAUUUUUUACUUUUUUAACUAUUAUAAGUUACAUGCAGCAUAAAGAACUGUAACAUAACCUGCACAUUACACAAAAUAUGUUGAUAACUCGAAUGUCCUUUUUAAGCCCUUAAGGACGGCGGGCGUGCUAUGCCAUCCGUAGGGACACGGCUCUAAACGACGACGGGCGGCAUUGCAUGUCCCCGCCGUCCUAUGUACUUACCAAUCGCUGUGGGGGGAGUUACCUGGCAUCCCAGGGAGACUCCUUGCUGCCUUUCCAGCCCUCCUGGGCCAUGGGAUUGCGAGGACCUCACGCUCAUAUGGACGGAAUAGCCAUCCACAGCAUUGCCAGCAGGGGGAGUGCCUUAAAUUACAGGUAGUCCCCCUGCUGCCUGAAAAAAGUUAAAAACAGUUUAAUGUGUGUGUAUGUGUGUGUGUGUGUGUGUGUGUGUGUGUGUAUGUAUGUGUAUGUGUACAUACAUACACACACACACACACACACACACACACAAAUAUUUACAAAUUCUGGCACUCUUCCCCAACAAAAUCUCAGAAAGAAUUCAGACCAAGGUGCUUCUCAGUGCAAAAUAUAAAAUCCAGAGAAAUGAGAGCACUGACUGGGUUUAGAAAAAUGUGUAUUAAAUAUUAGGCAAACAAAUCAACGUUUCGACUGUCAAGCGGUCUUUAUCUUGAUAAAGACCGCUUGAUGGUCGAAAUGUUGAUUUGUUUGCCUAAUAUUUAAUACACAUUUUUCUAAACCCAGUCAGUGCUCUCAUUUAUCUGGAAUAUAUAUAUAUAUAUAUAUAUAUAUAUAUAUAUAUAUAUAUAUAUAUAUAUAUAUAUAUAUAUAUAUAUAUAUAUAUAUAUAUAUAUAUAUUUAUUAUUAUUUUUUUUACAGUUAGCUUGAAUUUUAUUUGAAUUCAGCCAGCAGGGGGACUGUCAUAACAGGCAGUCCCCCUGCUGGAAAUGCAGCAGGCAGCUAACCCGGCCACCGGGUAAGUAAAAAAAAAACAAAAAACGGAGGGCGUACUAUUACGUCCGGCGGCGUUUAGAGCCGCCUAAAAUAGGGCGUAAUAGUACGCCCUCCGGUCUGAAGGGGUUAAUUACAAUUUUGCGAGACCUGCCUGACAACCUAGGCCAAAAGUCCAGGGAAUUUAAUUUGCUAGCACUAUAUUUAACCCUGUAACUUUUCAAGACACCAUAAAACCUGUACAUUGGGGGUACUGUUUUACUCUGAAGACUUCUCUGAACACAAAUAUUACUGUUUCAAAACCGUAAACUGUAUUACAACGAUGAUAUUAUAAGUGAAAGUGACAUUUUUGCAUUUUUCAUGCACAAAUGGCACUUACACUGACAAUAUAAUUGUUGUGAUGCGUUUUCCUGUUUUGAAACACUAAUAUUUGUGUUCAGCGAAGUCUCCCGAUUAUAACAGUACCCCACAUGCACAGGUUUUAUGGUUUUUUCAAAAGUUAGAGAGUCAAAUAUAAGGUUUGCAUUUCAGUUUUUUCACAUUGAAAUUCGCCAGAUUGGUUAUUUUGCCUUUGAGACUGUAUGGUAGCCCGGGAAUGAAAAUUACCCCUAUGAUGGCAUACCAUUUGCACUGUGAUUAGGGUUAACGUGUAAUAUAACUAGGUUCUAAGAGCUAUUUCACUUCCUUUUGGAUUGUUACUCUUAUGUCUACACCUAUGCAUUGAUAAGUUUUCCUGCAGGUCCAGUGUGCAUCUUACUACAUGACAUUUUAGUGAAACGCUUACUACAAGAUAUCACUAACCGUCUCACUUGCUUCUUGUAUAAUUAUAUUUUUCAGAGGAAUGUGUAUGUUGCUGACUUGACAGAAGAAAUUGUGAUGAUUCCUGAUCAUGUAAUUAAAUGGAUAAAAAAGGGUGAAAGUAAGAAGAAAAUAUUUUUACAUCCUGUCUGUCCAUCCCUCUAAGCCAAGUGGUUUCUUUUUUGUUUAGUUUUUUUCUCAUUGUCAUGUGACUUGCACAUGCCCAUUAUGGACAUAAUGGAGGUGCUUUAGAGGUGACACCUAUUAUUAACUAAACAAAAAUGUUUUAUGUGGAAUUUUCCCAUCAUAUAUAAAACUACUGGCACAGCCUAGCAUCACAAAUAAAUGCAAAAUUUUAAUGACUCCUUUGUGCUUGUGUGUAUGGCGUGUUAUGAAGAUGACAGUCACAUGCAUUAAUGAAGUGCAGCACUUUAUUGCUAUUUGUUUUUAUUACUCAACUGAAUUUCUCUACAAAGUUUACAUCUUAGAAAAUCUGUGCAACUAUAUUAUUUUGUUAUCCUGCAGAAAAUAGACGUUAUGGUGAGACUAAAAUGAAUGAACACAGCAGUCGCUCGCAUACCAUUUUUAGAAUGGUAAGUUUCUAUGCUCAUCUUUAUAUAUGAAUAUCUGAAAGUCCUAUAUUAAUGUUUAUGCUAUAUAUCUGACUUCCCCCCAAACCCCUUAGAUUCUUGAAAGCCGUGAAAGAAGUGAUCCUGGAAAUCCAGAGACUUGUGAUGGAGCUGUCAUGGUGUCUCAUUUGGUGAGAAAUGUGCAACUCCUUUUUUUAUUUUUAUUUUUUAUUAUUUUUUUUUAAACCAUAUUUCCUUUUGUGUUCUCGUAUUGGCUUGUUUGGGCAGCUUUUUGUAUAUAGGCAUUGCUGUCAAGUGACAAUCUUGGAGGGGUGGUUAACUUUCAGUUCUCACGGUCAACAAAUACAACUUGUGCACUCAAAAUUACCCACAUUUAAGCUCUGAACAUCAAGGGUGCACAAUAUUUGCUCUAAUUCUUCAAAAGCAAUAAAGCAAUUGUGUUUUUUUUGCUAAGCCUUUUGUUUAAGCAGUAAGUGUGUGAUUGUGUUGAUAUUAAAUGUUUCUGUUCAGGUCAGUGGAAGCUGCAUGUACAUACUCAUUAACAAUUGGUUGCAUAAACAUAUGUCUCAUUGUUUGUUUUUGUUUUUCUGAAGUAGUAAUCUGUACAAUAAUUUAAUUGUCUUGUUCACUAAAUAAUGGUUUACCUUGGUAAUAAAGUUUUUGAUUCAGAGGCUAUAUACAACCUGUAAAGAGAAUUUCCUUUUUGUUAUGUUUGUAAAGGGACACUAUAGUCAUCAAAACAACGUUCACUUAAUGAAGCAGUUUGUGUAUAGAUCAUGCUCAAUUCACUGCCGUUUAGGAGUUAAAUCACUUGUCAUUUAAGAAAUUAUAAAUUAAACAUAAUUUGCAAUAAAAAAGGAUAAACAUUAGAUGACUCUUUACAGGAAGUGUUGGAAGGCUGUGAAGUGAUUUAACUCCUAAAUGGUAAAUAAAUUAGCAUAUAAGACUGCAGGGGCAUGAUCUAUACAUCAAAACUACUUGAUUAAGCUAAAGAUGUUUUGGUGACUAAUGUCCCUUUAAAAAUAAAAAAUUUGCCUGAAUAAAACAUUACCCCUUAAAUUUACAAUGUGUAUUCUUGUUCAUUUGUUUUCCAAAUGGUCUUUAAAUGUAUCUUAUAUUUAUUUCAGAAUCUUGUAGACUUGGCAGGCAGUGAAAGAGCAAGCCAAACUGGAGCCGAAGGUAAGUAGAAUCAGUGAUUUUAAUGGCAACCUCUGAUAUGUAUGUUUUCAGAUACAUAAAAAAAGAAUAUUUAAGCAGAUGGUUUAGCCCCUUAAGGACCAAACUUCUGGAAUAAAAGGGAAUCAUGACAUGUCACACAUGUCAUGUGUCCUUAAGGGGUUAAAGUAGCUCUGUAACCAGGCUGCACAUAUUGAGUAAUGGUAAAGAGAGAAUUUUUUUCUGAAAUAUAUUUAUUACUUUGUUGGAACUGAAAUUCCAAUGCAGUCAAGAUAUAAGAAAGCUAAAAUAUAAAUUAUGGAAAAAAACAAUGAACGCACUGUUCGGUGUCUCUGUGUAUACACCUGUACAAACCACCUCCCGGGAAAAGACACAGGGUGUGGUGACAGGGGACACACAGAAAACAGUGUACCAGUAUGGGACUCCAGAAAUCCCAAACGGGGCUUAACCCCAAGUAAACAAGAAACAAAAAAUAUAUUACGCAAUGCAGUCAGUCUCCCUAUAUCCUAGGGACUAACCACAUAUCUGGAAAUAUCUAUAGCGAUCGAGUGUACACUCGAUCGCUAUAGAUAUUUCCAGAUAUGUGGUUAGUCCCUAGGAUAUAGGGAGACUGACUGCAUUGCGUAAUAUAUUUUUUGUUUCUUAAAAUAUAAAUUACUUUGUUUUAUGGUGAAGCCUGAAGCUUACAAAAAAUGGAACUUCAGCUGUCAAGUUUUGUCAUUUUCCACAGGCGUUGCUUGUGAUGGCAGUUGGAUUUGUGCUUCUCCUUGCGAAUUGCAAGACUUGGUCUGCAGGGGGGUAGUUUCAGUCUAUAUUUACUGAUCACUGAACUGUUGCACCCCCCCUCCCGAGCGGGGCUGUUCAGGGGCUGUCACCUCAAAGGUGACAGAUACCUUAAAUGCUUUAAUACUUUUUUUUGUCUUUGUUUAAACACAAAAAAGAGAUUUCAUUGUCUGUUUAAGUAAAUUAAAAUUUCAACUAAUCAAUUUUAUGUUCUCUGUUGUAAUUGGCUUUCAGGAGUGAGAUUAAAAGAGGGGUGUAACAUCAACAGAAGUUUAUUUAUUCUUGGGCAGGUCAUAAAGAAACUCAGUGAUGGUCAAGCUGGGUGAGUCUUCUGUGUUUCAUGAGAGGUUAUUGCAUAUUAGAAAAGGUAUCCUGUUUUGUAUAACAUAGAAUGUUAACUUAUCAUUCAAGCACUGUGACAAGGCUGGCUGUUUGAUUUCUCUUAACAUAAAUUUUAAUAGUAAAAAGACUUUAUCGUUUAACAUUGAUAACUGCAAAAGUAGUUAAUUAUUGUAGCCUUGCUGUAUAUAGGUAUUACAUUGAAGCGUUUUAAAAAUAAUUUAUUCCAAUUGAAAAAAAAAAAUCAGAUAUUUAACUCUGGACUUUUAGUUGUUGUCAACUCUCCUUAGUUGUGUAGAUUUUUUUUUCUGUUUUAAGUGAACUUGCUAUCUGUUAUCACACCACUAAUUUUUUUUUUAGUUUGUGUGCAGGUAUUAUAAAUGUAUUUAUUUUCAUAUGUUUCAUGUGUGCAGUGGAUUCAUAAACUACAGAGACAGCAAACUGACUCGGAUUCUUCAAAAUUCAUUGGGUGGAAAUACAAAGACGUUAAUCAUUUGUACAGUUACACCGGUGUCUUUUGAUGAAACGUUAAGCACCCUCCAGGUAAAGAAUAUUGUUUUUUUCUGAAUAAUAAUAAUAAUUUUUUAUUUGCAGUUAGAUGCAAUUAUACUGAGAAUUUUAAGAAAACUAUGUUGUUUUUUUUUUUCCCAUCUUUUAUUUAAAGGAACACUAUUGUGUUAGGUAUACAAAGCUGUAUUCCUAACAUCGUAAUGUCCCCCUCCCCAGCAGCAAUUAAAGGUUUUUGGUUUUUUUAAGGUAUUUUAAAGAUGUUGCACAUCCUCAUACAAAGUGUGAGAGCGUCCAGUGUUGUUUCACAGAGCUAAACUCUGAAGCAGCAGGAAGCAUAUCUAGUGGCUGCUUUUUGAAGUGGUUAUGGAUUAAGCAUCCUAUAUGUGCAGCAUUUUAAUUUGUGCCUGGUUCUAGGUACAGCAUGUAAAACAGCCAAUACAUGCAAGAAAAAGUAUGUGAACCCUUUGGAAUGAUAUGGAUUUCUGCACAAAUUGGUCAUAAAAUGCAAUCUGAUCAUCAUCUAAGUCACAACAAUAGACAAUCACAGUCUGCUUAAACUAAUAACACACAAAGAAUGAAAUGUUGCCAUGUUUUUAUUGAACACACCAUGUAAACAUUCACAGAGCAGGUGGAAAAAGUAUGUGAACCCUUGGAUUUAAUAACUGGUUGAACUUCCUUUGGCAGCAAUAACUUCAACCAAACGUUUCCUGUAGUUGCAGAUCAGACGUGCACAACGGUCAGGCGUAAUUCUUGACCAUUCCUUUUUACAGAACAGUUUAAGUUCAGCAAUAUUCUUGGGAUGUCUGGUGUGAAUUGCUUUCUUGAGGUCAUGUCACAGCAUCUCAAUUGGGUUGAGGUCAGGACUCUGACUGGGCCACUUCAGAAGGCGUAUUUUCUUCUGUUUAAGCCAUUCUGUUGUUGACUUACUUCUAUGCUUUGGGUCAUUGUCCUGUUGCAACACCCAUCUUCUGUUGAGCUUCAGCUGGUAGACAGAUGGCCUUAAGUUCUCCUGCAAAAUGUCUUAAUAAACUUGGGAAUUAAUUUUUCCUUCAAUGAUAGCAAUCCGUCCAGACCCUGACGCAGCAAAGCAGCCCCAAACCAUAAUGCCCACACCACCAUACUUCACAGUUGGGAUGAGGUUUUGUUGUUGGUGUGCUGUGCCUUUUUUUUUCGCCACACAUAGUGUUGUGUGUUUCUUCCAAACAACUCAACUUUGGUUUCAUCUGUCCACAGAAUAUUUUGCCAGUACUGCUGUGGAACAUACAGGUGCCCUUGUGCAAACUGUAAACGUGCAGCAAUGUUUUGUUUGGACAGCAGUGGCUUCCUCUGUGGUAUCCUCCCAUGAAAUCCAUUCUUGUUUAGUGUUUUACGUAUUGUAGAUUCGCUAACCGGGAUCUUAGCAUUUGCCAGCGACUUUUGUAAGUCUUUAGCUGACACUCUAGGAUUCUUCUUCACCUCACUGAGCAGUCUGCGCUGUGCUCUUGCAGUCAUCUUUACAGGACGGCCACUCCUAGGGAGAGUAGCAGCAGUGCUGAGCUUUCUCCAUUUACAGACAAUUUGUCUUACCGUGGACUGAUGAACAGCAAGGCUUUUGGAGAUACUUUUCUAACCCUUUCCAGCUUUAUGCAAAUCAACAAUUCUUAAUUGUAGGUCUUCUGAGAGCUCUUUUGUGCGAGGCAUCAUUCACAUCAGGCAAUGCUUCUUGUGAAAAGCAAACCCAGAACUGGUGUGUGUUUUUUAUAGGGCAGGGCAGCUGUAACCAACACCUCCAAUCUCAUCUCAUUGAUUGGACUCCAGUUGGCUGACAUCUCACUCCAAUUAGCUCUUGGAGAUGUCAUUAGUCUAGGGGUUCACAUACUUUCUCCACCUGCACUGUGAAUGUUUACAUGGUGUGUUCAAUAAAAACAUGGCAACAUUUCAUUCUUUGUGUGUUAUUAGUUUAAGCAGACUGUGAUUGUCUAUUAUUGUGACUUAGAUGGUGAUCAGAUCACAUUUCAUGACCAAUUUGUGCAGAAAUCCAUAUCAUUCCAAAGGGUUCACAUACUUUUUCUUGCAACUGUAACUGUUUCAGACUGCCUAAUGUAGGUCCUGUGCAAAAAUGGCAUCUCUAAUUGUCCCUGCUUUAGUGGUAAGAUGUCACUCUGCUUAUUUUGCCGAUCAUGCACACUGCGCAUGUUUUUUUUUUUUUAUUUUUUUUUUUUAUACCAGUGGGGCCUAGUAAGAACUACACAACAAAACAAAUUAAGGCAAAAUAUAUAAUAAGAUUUGUGGUUUAAGUAACCCUUUAAAUUAUGUUGGAAUCUGCAUUCUCAAAUUCUAAUAGGUUCUCUUUGUUUUAAAAUGUACAUUUCAGUAAAGGUAUACUGUACAAUGUGUUCUAUUUUCACUAUUCAAUAUUUUAGGAUAGGGUGAAACCAUAACGGAAGCAAAAAUUCCGGUUAUAUUUUUUUGACAUAAUCCGUCAAAGUUUAUGAACUGUGGAAUCAGUAUUUCAUUAGGAUCAGGAUUUUUGAUUGGUGCUAACUUAGACGCACAAUAGCAAACGAUAUUGUACAAAAAUAUGUGUAUGUCUGUGUGUGUGUGUGUGUGUGUGUGUAUAUAUGCAAUAUAUAUGUGUAAUAUAUAUAUAUAUAUAUAUAUAUAUAUAUAUAUAUAUAUAUAUAUAUGUGUGUUUAAAAUGAAAUGAGGCAAAAAUGUGAUUCUUUGUUAAACUAAUUUGCGUAUGCCCACCCAGAAUCCUUUGCGGUUGUAACAUAACUGCAGAUUUGGGAUUUCUGUGCGAAAUGUGUGUGUGUGUAUAUAUAUAUAUUUUUUUUUUACUGUAAAUUUCAGUGCAGAAAUUAAUAUAAAUAAUAUUGAUGAUCAAUAAGGCAACACAUCUAAAACAUGCAGUAUAAAACCCAAUAGGCAAUCUUAUUUUAGAUAAAACAAUUAAGUAAGCAAACCAAAUACUUCACACCACGCAGCUAAACAAGUGUACAUUACACAAGUAUUUCUUUAAAACCCGCAGACGUAAAGGUGCGCUAUAGUCACCAGAACAAAUACAGCUUAAUGUAGUUCUUGUGUCUAAAGCAUGUCCCUGCAAGAUUUUUAAUGUCAAUGUUGCCUUUUCACUCACAUGGCCACUAAGAGGUGCUUCCUUUGUCUGUUCUGCACAGAUGUUCAAACCAGUCUGCAUAGGGAUGUUAAACACUCCCCAUUGAGAUGCAUUUAUUCAAUGCAUCUCUAUCAGGAAAUGCUGAUUGGCUCGGCUGGCUUAUGGGAAAGUAUUGGGAUGGCUGAGAUCGUCAGAUUUGAGUCAUGAUAAAAUGAUACACUUUUACAGUAGGAGAAGCGAAAUCACAUUCUUAAAGGAACAUUAAUGUCAGCAAUACACAAGUGUAUUUCUGACACUAUAGUUUUAAAAGCACAGUUCAGGUUUCCACCCUCACUUUUCUUUCUUUAAAAAAAAAAAAAAAAAAAAAAGUGAGGAUGGGAGCCUGAAUUCCUUUGUUAGAAAUUGCUAAUGGAAACAUUCCUUUUUCUUGCUUUCCCUCAUUAGGACAAUGAAGAUAAGUCCUUUAUUGGUGUUUAAAAAUGUUAUGCUGGGAACACAUGCUCAAGAUAAUAUAGAUGCAAUCAAUUGAUAGAAUAUUUGUGGUCAAUUUAGGACCGCAGUAGUAGUACAGAAUAUAUAGCAUGUUAUGUUAUCGAUCAUAUUUCUGUUGUAGAGAAUAUAUAUGAUAUAAACAAAGCAAUUUGACACACAUUCUUCAAUAAUGAAAUCCAUGUUAUUGCUAUAAAUACCUUUGCUUAUUCCUUUAAUGCUAGGUAUUAUGUUUUUAUCACAUCAAUUUUAAUAUAGAGUUCACUGGUAAAAAAAUGCUUCACCUCUUUAAAAAAAAAAAAAAAAAGGGGGGGGGGGGGAUUUUUUAAUUUAAAAAAAGAAAAAGAAUAUUCUGAUAAGGCAUGUGCCAUAUGUCUUAAAUUCCGGCUCCACUGUCAAUACACAGUUCUGAGACUGAGAUGUCAGCCGGCGGGGGAGACCUAUUGAGCAUGCGUGGCCGCCACCGGCAAAGAUCUAAUGCGCAUGUGCACCAAUGCAGCGCACGCGCAUUAGACCUCCCCAUAGGAAAGCAUUGAAAAUGCUUUCCUAUGAGGAUUUCAGCGAAGCUGGAGGUCCUCACAUAGCGUGAGGACAUCCAGCGACGCUAUAGCACAGAAAAUCUGUGCUAGAAACAGAAGUGCCCUCUAGUGGCUGUCUAGUAGGAGUUAACCCUGCAAGGUAAAUAUUGCAGUUUAUGAAAACUGCAAUAUUUACAGUUGCAGGGUUAAGGGUAGUGGGAGUUGGCACCCAGACCACUUCAAUGGGCAGAAGUGGUCUGGGUGCCUGGAGUGUCCCUUUCACAAUGAACUUUGUUUCACCUUACUAUAUAGUAUGAGUGCACGACUACAGAUAAGCUCGUGCUGUCAAAUGCUACUGGUUUUAAGAGGUUUAAAACAAAAAUGUGAAUUCUAUUGCUCCAUUAAGCACAGCUCUUUGUCAAAAAAUGUUAAAAUUUAGUUUUCACAUUAUCUCUACAAAUCCAUCCAACUUUACCAGCGAUAACCUGUAAUCACUGGUUGUGUUUUUUUUUUUUAAAUUAACUUUUCAGUUUGCAAGUACUGCAAAGCAUGUGAGGAAUACACCCCAUGUCAAUGAGGUUGUGGAUGACCAGGCAUUAUUGAAGAGGUACAGAAAGGAAAUUAUGGAUUUAAAGAAACAACUAGAACAGUUGGAGGUAAGAAUGUUGAUCAACGUCUGAAUUUAGAACUGCUGCUUUUUUGUGUGUUUUAAUUGGUGUGCUGUGUGUGUGUGUGUGUGUGUGUAUAUAUAUAUAUAUAUGUGUGUGUGUGUGUGUGUGUAUAUAUAUAAUUAUACACAUACUCACUCUAAAUUGUAGCAAAUUCUGAACUGCAUAUUUUAUUCAAAAAUAGUAGAUUUGCAGAAAUGAUUCAUCACUGUUAUAAUCUUAAUAUGCUUUCAUUAGCCUAAAUGGUACCAUUUAGAUUACAUUUCAAAGUAUAGUGGCAUGCCUUACAUGUGCAUGCCGUAUCAUAGUCGGUACCCUGGUACAAUCAUUAUGGGAAAAAAAGUGAUUGAUUAUAUUACACAGUAUUUACUUUUGCCUCAAUCACAAGAAUAUAAUUAAUUUUUAGUCCUCAGGGGGAGACUUUUCUCGUGAAUGCACAUCUGGACAUGGAUGCUUUAAAAGAAAUAAACCACUUAGUAAUCAAAAUAAAAACACAUCCCUCACCCUUAUUUACUGCUAAUUUGCUCCCACUGUUGGGGACCAUUAAAACUGACCUGCGCAAAUUGGAUAAACCCACUAUCUCUGGACUGGUCAAAUCAUUGUAUUAAAAAUAAAUGUACUGCCCAGAAUCCUUUAUCUCUUGAAAGCUCUUAUUAUAUACUUCUAAACUCAUUCUUCAUGAACUUCCACUCAUCCUGCAACAACUUUUUAUGAUUGGGCAGGCGAAGCCAGGCUUGAACACUCAGACCUGGCAUGACCGUGAAAUAGGGGGGAGGAGGAGUGGGGGUUAUUCUUCUCACAUGCACACCAGUACUAUACUGCUAACUAGGUUGCGGGAGUGGACCAUGUCAAACACCCUGAAACCAUGAAAAACCCUAGAAGCCAGUAGCAUGAUGGCCCCUCUAGACACCCUGCCCUGGUUUGACUCAAAGCUGUCUGAUUUCUGCCUACUGUGGCACCCAAGGAUACCCCACGAUGCACAUGUGGCAUAAAUGUAAAGGCCUUUUUUACGACCCUAAGAGAGAAUACUCCUCCACAUAGGCUGUCAUUGCCUCAUCAGGCCCAACUACAGACUUUGUUUUGGCACUACUUACACUUUGGACUUUGUUAAUUUCAGCUGCACUUUAGCCAGCUUUGGCGCAACCUUCUUCUGUUUUGUCUUGUAUGUUACCGAUGUAGCUUAGAGCCUGGGUGGCGGAUACAGCCGCAAAAUCGGUCCUCUGUGAACUUCCAUUGGAAAUACAAAAGCUGUUCAGGUCUCCUUUAAAGGGGAUCAUUAAACAGAUGUCUGAGAUGAAAAAAGCCCUUCCUCAUGACAAGAAAUUUUCUUGGAAGCUUGGUUAUAAAAGUUUCCAGUAUAGAAAUAGAAGAACCUACCAGGAUAGGCCUCGUUAUUUUCAAAAAAAGAGGAAAAAAUCUGAGGUUUGAGGAGAAAAAAAGGGGAUCUAUAUAAUCCAGCGUUUCUUCAAAAGAUUGAAAGAAACUACAAGCAAUCCAAGGAUUCUAAAUCUGGUAAAAAGUGGGUACCAAACCUGCCCAAACCAAAAUUCCUAAUUUCCCUUUAUCCACCCUCCCGAAAAUCAGAAGCUCUGUUUGCAGAAACGGUUGUGCUAUUAAAAAAAGCGGUCAUAGUAAAGGUUCCUGUGGACCCAGGAAUUCCAAGGGGUCUACUCAAGACUUUUCCUAAUCUCAAAACCAGAAGAGUCCUUUGGCCAAUCCUAGAUUUAAAAAAAAUGUGAGUUUCUUCCUUACCAAUGGUACAGAAUGGAAACGUUUACUUCCGUAACUCGGAUUCUGCGCAAAGGGGGUUUUAUGGUGUAGAUGGAUCUCAGGGAUGCUUAACUUCAUAUCCCUAUGGCAGUUACCUCAAGAAGAUUCCUGAGAUUUGCCAUUAAAAGGGGAAAAGAGAUUUUACAUUUCCAGUUCAAAGCCCUCCCCUUCAGUUUGUCAUCAGCCCCAAGAAUAUUUACAAAAGUUCUUACGCCCAUGAAAGCUUAUCUAAGGGAGUGGGGUGUCAAGCUCAUUCCCUACUUGGACGAUUGGCUGCUUAUAGCAAAUUCCAGAAGUUUGCUGUUGGAAAAAGUUCUGUACACAAUCCAAGUGCUUCAGGAACACUGUUGAAUACUGAACUUAAAGAAGUCGAUUCUACUUCCUUCAAGAAAAAUAGAAUUCCUGGGAUUUGAGAUGUUCAAGAAUGUAAUCUCUACAUCUGACUAUAGACAAAAGAAAGACAAUCUGGAAAAAAGUGUCUGAUUUACAGAAAAGAGACUACUCUAUUAGACAGACAGUGAGUGUUCUGGGAUAUCUAACAUCAUCAAUUCCCACAGUCAAAUGGACAAAAUCAGAAAUAAGGCCUCUUCAGUGGGAAAUCCUCUCUUCUUGAUCAAAAAGAGAGGAAGACUUAGAUUUGUAUCUCCAGAUAUCUCCUCAGGUGAAAGCUCGGUUAAACUGGUGGAAAACUUCGUUUCCUUUCGGCAGGUCUGACCUUCAGACCGAAAGAAUGGGUGGUCGUCACCACAGAUGCGUCAAACUCAGGCUGGGACGCUCAUCUAAAUUCUUUAAUGUGCCAAGAUAAUUGUAAUUGGUCCACAGAAGGCAAAAACAGGUCAACAAAUUACACAGAAUUGAAGGCAGUUCUUCACGCCCUUCACAUAUUAAGAUAUUGGAUUGAAAAGAGGCCCAUAAGAAUACAGUCAGACAACACGUUGUCUCUUACAUUAACAGACCAGGUGGCACCAGAGUGGAAAGUCUGUUUCAGCUCUGCACCGACAUUAUGUGCUGAGCUCAGGUUCACUUAGAAAACAUCUCUGUGGUCCACAUAAAGGGCGUCGACAAUGUCAUUGCAGACGACCUCCGCAGAGGGAAAUGGGAUCAGGAAGAGUGGUCUCUAAAGCCAAGGAUAUUCGAUGUUCUUAUAGAGGGAUUUGGAAUGCCAGUCAUAGACCUUAUGGCAAGAAGAGAGAGCACCAAGGUUCCCAAAUUUGCCUCCAUGUUCAGGACAGAUCAUCCUCAAUGGAUAGAUGGUCUAUAACUCCAAUGGGAUUUCUCCCUAGCGUAUUUUUCUUCCAAUAAAGCUGAUCCCAAGAACUCUUCAAAAGAUAACAGACAGGGCAGUGGUUCUAGCAAUCAUGACGUACUGGCCAAACAGGAGCUGGUUUUCAGACUUGAAGGAGAUUGCUUUCACAUACUGGGAACUUCCAAUCUCAAAAGCUCUGAUAGAAAACAGGGAGUUACCUGAAAGUUCUGCAGAUGUUCAGAUUGACGGCAUGGCUGUUGCAAGGCUAAUCCUUCGUCAUCAGGGUCUUCACCUUAAAGGACCACUAUAGUGCCAGGAAAACAAACUAUUUUUCCUGGCACUAUAGUACCCUGAGGGUGCCCCCACCCUCAGUGUCCCACUCCCGCUGAAGGGGGUUAAACACACUUUUUUUUUUAUUUUCUCUUUUUCCUUUUUUUUUUUUUUUUUUUCCUGUGCUGGGGACUCUCCUACCUUUUCUGAUGUCAUCGGUUGCAUUCAGCCAGUCCAUAGGAAAGCAUUCUCAAUACUUUCCUAUGAACGCUGGCAUCUUCUCACUGUGAAAAUCACAGUCAGAAGCGCCUCUAGCGGCUGUUAAUGAGACAGCCACUAGAGGCUGGAUUAACCGUAAAGUAAACAUAGCAGUUUCUCUGAAACUGCUAUGUUUACAGCAGGCAGGGUUAAUCCUAGAUGGACCUGGCACCCAGACCACUUCAUUGAGCUGAAGUGGUGUGGGUGCCUAUAGUGGUCCUUUAAAGUUGUACAUGAGAAUUUGGACACAAUUUCUACAUUGAUGUAAGGAUCAUCAAUGUCUUCAAGUAAAUCCUUCAUUUGAUUAUAUUUUACACUUCCUUCAGGAUGGGCUUCACACAGGUCUGGGUGUUUCGACUUUGGUAGUCCAACUAUCUGCCUUGAGUUUUUUUUUCUAGUGAAGGAUUUAGCAUUGCAUGUUCUAAUUAGGAGAUUCUUCAAAGCAGUAAGGCUUCUUAGACCACCCAGGAAGACAUAUUUUCCCUCCUGGGAUCCUUCUUCAGUCCUGCAAGCGCUCUGUGAAUCUAAUUUUGAACCUUUUAGAGAAGGUCCCAUUGAAAAAUCCAAUACUCAAGACUGCCUUCUUGGUGGCCAUCACCUCUGCCAAAAGAGUAGGUGAACUUCGGUCUCUUUCUUCAUCGGACAAAUUAAUUAUAUUCCAUCAAGAUAAGGUGGUGCUGCAUCUUUAGCCUUCAUACCUUCCGAAGGUUAUCGCUUCUGGAGCUAUUAAUCAGCCCAUCGUUUUACCUUCGUUCUGCAAUAAUGCCACCUCGCCGCAGGAACUAAAAUGGCAUAAAUUUGAUGUUAGAAGAACUCUAUAGAUCUACCUUUCAAGAACUGCUGAUCAUAGAAAAUCUGAUCACCUAUUUGUCAAUUUCAAAGGGAAAUUUAAAGCUGAUGUCCACAUCAUGGGCAGAAAAGGCUCUUGCUUCGCAUGAAGAAAUUUGCAAGGCGGCUUCCUGGUAAUCAUUCAACACCUUAAUCAGGCAUUACAGGCUAGAUGUAUUCUCAUCCUCUGAAGUUGCAUUUGGGCGUAAGGUGCCUCAAGCAGUUGUGGCAUAAUGCCCACCCAAUGGGAAUCUUGCUAUAUCCCACAGGUACUGCCAGAAAAACAGAAAUUUUUACUUACCAUAAAUUCUUUUUUUCUUAAUAUGGUGGCAGUAAAAUACCCCCCCCCCCCCCCUCUGAAUUAAAAAUGCACAUGCUUCAACUGAGGUGGGUUUGCCGGGGGAAGCCCUUUAUGGGAUAAAGGGAAGGGACUUUUAAUAAACUCCUCUCUUGUAGAUGCAUGUCCCAAUUAAGGAGGCACAACCCACAGGUACUGUCACCAUAUUAAGAAAAAAAGCAUUUACGCUAAGUAAAAGUUUAUCUGCACUAUUAAAUUGCUACCUGAGGGAUGCAUGCAUGUCAUAUACUAUUUAAAUGAUUAGACGUAAUUGUUGUACUAUCAUUUCAUACCUUGCCAAUUGUAUUACGAUAAUGUACUCUGUAUUCUUUAUUUCUACCGCCAUGCCUUUACAGCUGAAUAUGUACACAUUUUGUGCUUAAUAAACUAUGAAAAAGAAAUGAAACUGCUUUAUAACGGUCAGUUCACAGAAGUGAACAUCACUUUAAUUUCUUAAUCUCUCUAAUAUUUACUUUGUUUUAGGCAUCAUCUGGAGUUAGAACACAGGCAAUGGCCAAAGAAGAACAUACACAGCUUCUUGCAGAAAUACAACAACUUCAAAAUGAGAGGCAAAAUAGAAUAUGGAACCUGGCAAAUAUAAUUAUUGCUCCUUCUGAAGUGUGUGAACAAGAACGGGUUAGUUUUGCUUCUUUAUUUUAUUAAAGAAACCUUCACCAUAACAACUACAGAAUUAUGGUACCAGGAGUGACAUGGCACCCUUUUCAGGGUAAAUAAACUUACCUGGGAUUUGCCUGUCUCUUCCUUCUGAGAGGCCAGAAGCUCCUGCAAGGAGCCCUUGUUGGCUCCUAUGCGGUAAACCUUGCUGUCCAAUGCCAGCUCAUUGGUUGAGAUGGUCAACUGAGUGUUCUUAACCAGUGAGCUAAGCCUUGCUAGCCUGGACUUAGCUCAGUACAGGGAGCUUUCAGCUAGAGCGGGAACCCAACAAUCACCAGGUAAGUAGUCAAAUUGUUUUGAAGCGGUCAUGGUAGAAAACCACUAUAGAAGGCUAUAGUUGUUUUGAUACUUGGAGUGUUACUUUGAAAAAAAAUAAUUCUACACAUUGUUUUACAGUGUGUUUGUAUGCUAAAAUAAAUGCAGUAGUUUAGGUGGGUCUGAUUGUAUAUUUAUGAUACGUGAAAGAGGGUUAACUUUUUGUAUUAUACUUGUUUUGAUUUUAUUAUUUUGAGAAGGUGCUGCUAAAUUGUAAAAAAAUAUUUUGAUGCAAUAUAGGGGCACUUUCCAUAUAUUCUUAUGGAUUUUUGGAUACAUAUGUUAAAGGAAAAUCCUUUAUUUCCAACCUCAACAGUAUCUGCAUGCACAUCAAUGUCCACACAUUACAUAACCAUUACUUUUUUUCUCUUCUAAUGCCAUAUACUGUAAUAAUUUUUCCCUUAGAUUUCUUAAUUUAGUGCACUGUCCUUCUCUUUGGGUCUGCCUUUGUCCCCACAGUCCCUCUGGGUUCCCCCCACCCUUGUCUGUUUCAAUGUGAGCUUCACCGAGCAAACAUGCUUGAUGGGGUCAGAAAGCUUGCAAAAUAUCCCUCUUUUUUAACCAGUAUAUACUGGUAGAUGAUGCAUAAAAAAGUUAGUUUUUUUUUUUAUUAACAAUUAAUAAAAAUAAAAAGAUACUAACCAUAAAGUUCCUGCUGGUUCUGCUAACACUGUCCAAGCAGCAGGCAGACCCCUUCCAUUCCAUUAAUCAGCUCCUUUUCUAUGGGAUUUUUUUAAAUUUUUUUUUUAAUCCUGUAAAAGACUGACCAGCAGAGAAUUGUUCUAUAUUCAGUUUCUCCCAGCCAUAGUUCCUGUCAUCCCUAGGAUCAGUGGAAAUGCUGCAUAAAUAUGUAGCAGUUUCUUGACAGGUUUGGAUAGUCUUAAAACAUGGUUACUUAAUUAAUAUAAUUGUCGUAGUGAAGAUCAUCUAACUUCAGUGUCUCUGCUAUUUUCCACAAAGGAACUAAUCACUAACCAUCAUUAGCAGCUACUUUGAAAAUGUUAUCGUACUUUCCACUUUUACUGUUUUUAUUUUUUUAAAUAAAGAUAUUUUUUGUGUAUAGUUGUAAUUGAGGAAGGGUGUUCUUUUUUGUUGAGAUAAGAACAUAGUUGCUAGUGUGCUCACUGCUUAGCUUCCUAUAACAAUUCCUUGAAGGAACCACUUGUCUUAGUCUGACCUGCCAAUACAUGCUCCCAAAACAUUUGGGCAUACAAUGGUCAGGUAUACGUUGACAAACUGGUGCCACUGCAGUUCUCAUGAGUUUAACAAUUUAUCCCCAUCCUUUUUCCAAAAUUUGGGAACCAAAAUGUUUAGAAUGAUCUGCUUUUGUGGAUGUGGCAUUCCUGUCUUGGUUGACAACCUCUUUUCAUAUUUCUAAUUUUGUUGUUCUUAUCCUAAAUAGGCAAAACGAAAAAGACGUGUGACAUGGGCACCUGGAAAACUUAAAAAUAGUCUUGGUUCCUCUGGCUUUACCGACUUUGAUAUUUUUCCAAAGCUAUCAACCAACUUAAACAAGAAACCCAAGUUUUCUGACUUGACCCUACUGGCUGAAGUUGAUGAUUGUAUGUGUUCAUAUUUUAAGAUUUAUUUUAUUCUUGUCCACAAUCAAAAUUAACAAUAGUGGGGGAGGGAGAGAGUGGGUAUGCAUAUAAAGUACCACAUUGUGCAAAAAAAGAUACAUACAACAGCAAGCAUACUUUGCAAAUGUUGGUGAAAAUUGUCAGAGUUAUUCUCUAAAGUUAGAAUUGCUGGGAAUUCGAAAUAAGUUUCCAAUUUUAGGCUGUAAUAGCAGAACUAGAAGCAUAGUUGACAUGAUAUUUUUUCUAGUUCAGCAAUUAUGUCCUUAAAAUUUAAAUUCCCAAAAAUGUAUACUUAAGGGAAUAACCCUGACAUGACGACAACUACUGGAUAUCAUAUGAAACUAUUCAGUGAUCUAUAGAGUCUGUUUACAUGUCUUACUAAGGAAUCUUUUAACAAUUUAAUUUCAAGAUGUGUAUUAUUUUUGAACCUAGGUAUUUGUAGUUCAAAUAAACCUUGUGGUGAUCUGAUAGAAAGCUGCAGUUGUUGCUUAACUGAAUUUUGGGGCCAGACCUACAGUAAUCAAAAUAUAUUCUCUUGGUGUUGGGCUUUUCUUUAUCCAAUGAAUUCCUGGUAAGUUUCCUUUAUAUGUAUUUUUUUUCUUCCUAUCCAGCUAUUUGUACAGAGUUUUCAGAUUUUGAUGAAUUGGCACCCGAAACAGAUUGGAAUAUAAUGAGCAAAGUCACAUCUCGAGACAAGAGUGCUGCACAUUGUCAUUCUAUGAUGGAUUUCGAUUCUGAAGAGCAGUUUCCUGGCAGGUUUGUAUACUCUCAAAUCAUGGUUGCCUAAUCUAUGUCAUGAUGAUCAAUUAACUAUUUUCCACAUAGGAACUAAUCACUAACCAUCAUUAGCAAUUACAUUUCAAUAUUUUUAUUUUUUAAACAAUAACUUUUUUUGUGUGUGUGUGUAUAUAGUUAUUGGGGAAGGGUGUUCUUUUUCUGUGAGAACAUAUUUGCUACUGUGCCCACUACCUAGCUUCCUGUAACAUCACCAAUUCCUUGAAAGAACCACUUGUUUUAGUCUGACCUGCCAAUGCAUGCUCCCAAAGCAUGUAGGCAUAUAAUGGUCAGGUGUACUUUGACAAAUUGGUGCCACUACAGUUCCCUUGCUUUCUCUAUGAUCGAUGGGCUUAAAUUUGAAUCCAAACAGGCAACAAUACCGGCAAACCAGAAGCCUAUUAUAGUUGGGUUAGGUCAUCAUAGUAUUUUAAAGAACCACAACUUGUUUCCCCCUUUUAAUCAUAGGUAUAAAUCAAAAUUAUUACAUGCAUUCUUAAUCAGAAAUUAUGUGGACUGUGUCAUGUUAAUAUGGUAGUUUGUGUGCUCAAUGGAUAUUGUCUUGAUCAGAAUCUCUCUUUAUACAGCCACCAGUUUAAAGAUUCUUCACAACAAAAGUGUAAGGAAAUGGAACAGAAGAUUGCAGAUUUGGAAAGUCAAUUGAAAAAGGUGUCUCAGGAAUAUGAAACUGAGACUAAAGAGAGGCAAUCCUUUGCACAUGAAAUCACAAACCUGAAGGAGCAAUUGGAAACAAAAGAAGAGGAAAAGAAUAAUAUUGUGAAACUUCUUGAACACCAAAUAACCACUUUAGAAGGCCAACUUCAAACCAUCAUUCCUAAAAAUGAGUCAAUUAAAAAGCCUUCAAUUGAUGUGGAAGAGGAAAGCCCAGAAGAAAAUGACACCCAUGGAAACAAAAUAACUGUUUUGGAACUGAGCAGUCAUUCACUUGGAAACCUCUGUGAAGUGCAGGGAUACGAUGACAAAGACUUAAGCCAUAACCACAGUUUGUGCCAAGAACAAAUACAAAUGCUUGAGCAAAAGAUAAUUGACUUAGAACAAACAAUUGAAAAUCUUACAGUACAAAACAAACAAGAAGAUGAUGGAAAAGUGAGUACUUAUUUACUGUUUUUUGCAUUACGAGUAAACUUGGUGUUCACAAAGACUCAGUAAUUUAACAUGUGUGUUCAAAACAGGUGUUUCUAGACUUUGUAAUUUAGCUGACACAGUUCUGCUUUACAAAGCUAAUUGCUGAACAAAAUCGUAACCUUCUGUUAUGCAGACUUUCAGGAAAAAUGUGAUGCUGAUUAACUGGUACUAAAGUGCAAUACUUCAAUUGCCUGAAGGGGUGGGAUACUGUGCAAAAUGUUUUUAUUUAUUUAAACUACAGAAAUGUAAAACGCUCACCCGGUGUUACAACUUAUGCACAAAGUACUGGUAUUAUACAUUUUUAUAUACUAUAUUUUUUAACAGUUUUGUUACAUAUAUAUAUUUUACCCGCUGAGUGCUUGUGUUUUAAUGAUCUAACCUUACACCUGAGAAACAGUAUGCUUGGACAUACAAAGCAUUGUAAACCAAAAUAGUGCGUGCCUUGUGAAGUACAAAUGGAAAAUGUGAGCUCUACACAUAUAAUUCAAGUGGCUCUGUCCACCCCAUAAUGAGUAUUUCAUAAAGAAAAUUCAUUGAAAUUCCAACAGUCGAAAGGUAUACUGAAAUAAAGUAGGGACUGCUUUGUCUCAUCAUUUUUCCUCCGCUUGACAAAAGGAGUUACCUUUUGUCAUUUGCUCCAGCCAUUACCUGUGACUGCUGUAGGGCAACAUAAGCUUUAUCUGUGGAGGGUUUUGCAGGAUCCUCCAUAGACCUAAGUGCUGUACUCUUGUUUAUGUGCAAGAUUGCAGUGCUGGUAAACAGAAGCCACGUUUGCAAGGGACAGCUUUAGGUAAGUAUAACCUACCUGCCCCCCAUGACAAUCAAGGAGACUUUGCACAUUAUGUGACGAAGCCACUUUAAAAUGGGUUUUAAAAUUUACAGCAAAAUGAGUCAGUCAGGGCCCACCUAAAAACUAUAAGUUGCUUAAUGUUAACAUUGAGUCUUGCAUAUAUUUGUAUGCUUUCUUGACAUGUGCUGUUAGAUUACAGAAAAAUUAAUGUCUCCCAAAUCCUCUUCGUGUGCUUGUAAAAAUGUUUAUCCUUUUUUUUUUUUUUUUUAAAUCUAAUCUCUGUUUUUGUUGCUCUUAGGCUCAUACACAAGAUUUAAUGGAAACUAUUCAGCUCUGUGAAGCUCUUAUGACAGAGAAAGUAAGUUAUAAAAAAACUUAAUCUUACUUUUUGUAGUUUGUUUUGAUUUGUAACUGUUUUUUUUUUUCGUUUUGUUUUUUUAGGGAAAUGCUCAACACGAAGUGACUGUCAUGCGCAGUAACUUUGACAGUAUAAUACUAGAAAAUGAAACCCUUAAAAGAGAGAUUGCAGAUCUGGAACGACAGCUUAAUGAGAAGACAGAGACAAGUGAAUUUGAAGAACUAGAGAAAGAAACGCAGAAAGAGCAUGAGGUAAAUUCUGCUGUUCAUGGAACUCUGGAAAAAAAUGCUAUUAGUUUUGUUGCAGUUGGUUAAAUAUGGUCAGUUUAUUUUAUCCUUGAUUACAUGUAAUAAUGUGCAUGAAAACCGCUAUUUCAUGUUUCUUUAUUUCCUGUCAUGAGUGGGUUUUCUUAAAACACACGCACACACACCUCUUGACAACCUAGCACAUUCUUGUCCACCUGAUACAAAUACUAAUGUCAUAUAUACCAUGUCUGAGACUGUGUGCACAUAUUCUUUUAAGGUAGUUUAUGGACAUUUUCCUAUUUUAAACCUUUACAUGUAAAUUAGAUUAAUCCAUGCAAUUCCAUAUAGGGGCACAUGUACAGCACUGUUAAAGAAAUGCUUGAAAGUUCAUGAACUUAUAUCGCAUUUCUAAGGAUGCAUGAGAACACAUAAGACGCACAUAAAGCACAUUAAUUCGCUGAAGUUGAAGAGUGUGUCCUUUUUGUAAAAUAAAAAAAAUUUCAAUAGAAAUUAGCACAUUUAUGGAUUAACCUUUUUACACCUGCCUGGCUGUCAUACAAUGGAGUUAGUUGCCCACAACAUCAAACUUGGCUUAAGUAAGCUUUUUAACAUAUUGACCCAAAUAAAUGCAGAAUUGUUUUACUGUCGUAGGGAGCAAUAAACUGUCUCUUGGAGGAGUGAUUGGUCCAUUUUAGUUGAAAUAACCAAAAACAUGGCUAAGGAAAUGGAAUACUGAAAUUUUAGGCCUGUAUAUUCAGUACACAAAAACCCUCCCACUGUGAAAUUAAAUUAGAAUAUUCCAAUAAUCAUAUUACUGUUUGUGUAGGAUGGUUUAUAAGCCAACAUUUUAUUUGCUUUAAAAAAAAAAAAAAAAAAAAAAUCCCUGAAAACCAGUGGUCUGUUGAUACACGGCCUAGAUUAAAAUAAGGCCUUAGCAUAAUUCUCUAUUGACAGUCAAUCCUUUCACUCCUCUUGUACCUCUUUAUCAUUUCGAACUUCUUUUAUAAAGAAAUAUAAUUUCUGAUGUGCAUACCAUCACUAUUACCAGCAGACGAGUACACGUGGGAGUCAUUAUUUACUUUUUAUAUGUACAUUUGGGGCUAACAGCAGAUAACUUGCUUGUUGUAUGGUAUCAUUUGUAUGUAAACACAGCUGACUGGCUGGACAGUCUCACACCAUAUAUACACCCAAAAAAGUAACGUGCUAAUGUUUUGUUUACAUUUAAACUCUGAUCAUCAGUAAGUAAAACAGAAUGUAUAAUUUCAUCUGAAACGAUGUGUUGACUGAAGUGCAUGUUUCACUAUUACUUUAGAUAAUCUAAAGGUUGUGAAUGGUAAAUGAAAGUGUUUUCUCUAGAUCUAACCUAAGCUGAUAUAUAGGCUACUUUGAGAAUGAAUGUAUGAAAAAAACAUUAAACAAGGAAUUUUAAUGGAGAUGUGAACAGGAUUUUCAGUGAGAAAUCUUUGAGGAUUGGUAGAGUAUUUUACAUCGACUGUAACAUAGGUUGUCAAUCUCAGAAUUUGCUGCAUAUGUUUUAUAAAUAUAAUAUUGAACUGCUUGCUACAUUCUGUGUUUGUUUAUUUUAUAAAUGGUUAUCCACCUAGUGUAAUUUGUGUGUGCUCUGACUACUGGGUUUGCCAAAUUCUUGCACAUUACUUGAUGUUAAUAAAAAAUAUUACAUUGAUUUGCAAUGUUGGCUGGAGUUGUGAAAAAUUAAUUUUAUGAAUUAUAAAUUUCUAGCAGGUUUGCGAUGUAUAUCUUACAUUUUCAAUAUUUAUAAUUGAUAGUGUGUGCAGAAAUAAGGCAUGUUUAAUUUCGUUUUGGUGGCUUAUUUGUUGUCUGAUCUGUCAACACAUUCUCUUAUCCCUCUUUUUGGUGAUGGCUGUUGAAUCAGUAGAAAUGCUUGCUAAUUCUCCUUGCACUAUUACUUAAUUGCUUUCCAGGCACAACUAAUGCAUGAAAUUGUCAGCUUAAAGAAGGUAGUUGAGAAUGCAGAGGUGUACAAUCAAGACCUCGAGGUGAGCUUUUGGGGUAUUUAACAUAUAUUUUCUUGCUAUUUGCUCACCUCUACAUGUCUGUGCCUUCAGUAACUAUUAAAUAAUUUAGUGGUUUGUUUGAUAUAUAUUUUUUUCUACAGCAUAUGCCGUUCAGCAUCUCCACAGUCUGCAUUGGGACUCUGAAUUUUCCUCAGAGAUGCAUUGAUCCAAUGCAUCUCUAUGAGAAGGUGCUGAUUGGCCAAAACAGCAUUUGGCACAGCCUCCUUGCCGAUUUUAACCAAUGCUUUCCCAAUGGGAAAGCAUUGGAUUUGCUAAAAAUCUGCAAUUCUGUUGUCACCAAGGGGGCGGGGCCAGUGCCGUCAGACCUGCGUGGUCCUGGAAAUCAGGUAUGUUUUAAUUCCUUGCAAGGGGGUGGGUUUAGCACAAUAGGGUUAGAAAUACAUGUUUGUGUUCCUGACCCUAUAGUGUUCCUUUAAUUUCUAAAUGGCAGAGAAUUGAGCAGUGAAAAUUCAGAGACCUGAUCUAUACAUGAAAACUACUUCAAUAAUCUAAAGUUGUUUUGGUGGUUAUAGUGUCCCUACAAAAAUAAAUUUAGUCCAAGUGAAAACAAUUAUUUAAUUUACUAAAUAUUUAAUAAAUAAAAAAAAAUAUAUGAAAACAAAAUAGAGGACCCGAGAAUGGGGAAUAAACAUGCCACCCAGGAGGGGUGAGAAAAUCAAUUUAUAUAAUUUAUAUAUGUUUUUAUUUUUCUUUUGCUCUCCCUUGUUGUGAGGAUAUGUUAAGUAAUUUGCAUGGCAAUUUUAUAAAUUCUCACCACCCCAAGAAUUUAGCACACUGAUAUCUGUUUACAUUGCAGACUGAAUUAGAAACUAGGUCAAAUCUUCUGAAAGAGCAAGAAAAGGAAAUCAUUGAACUAAAGAAAAAUGUAGACAACUUGCAGAAGAAAAUGAGAAACAUGGAUCUAUGUGCCUCCAUGGUGAGACCUGCUGAAAGAACAACUUGUCCAUAACUCUUACCUUAUUCUCAAAGAGCCUACAGUAUUGGAUAAUGUUAAUCUGCUUAUGGUUUAUUACAGGGUGACACUGAUAAUUUGUGUGAAGAAGUGUUUCAGCUGAAGCAAUCCCUUAGUGAUGCAGAAGCUGUGACUCGAGAUGCUCAGAAAGAAUCUGCAUUCCUUAAAAGUGAAAACAGAGAGCUAAAAGAAAAAAUGGUAAGUAUUCACAUUUUGGGGGUGGGGGGGGAAGUUGUGUAUUGUGUAAACUUACAUUGUAUAUAUGGAUUUCAAAAAUAUGGUGCACUCAGUUAUUCCAAAGUGAAAAUAUUUAUUUUCAAAUAAACAAAAUGUCUGUCCGCUUCGACUAGUUAGGGUCUCUUUCGUGUUUGUGUGUGUCUCUCGCCCUCUCCUUACAAAAAAGCCCACCAUGUAUUUUCAGCAGACAUGAAAGGGACACUAAUGGGACCCUGACCACUGCAUCACAAUGAUGUUGUCUUAGUGCAGUACCCCUGCCGUUUGAACCCUACAAUGUAGUAAAACAUUGACAUUUUGUAGGAACAGCAAUAUUUUUAUUGCAGGGUAAAAUACACCUGUACUGAGAAGGUGGUCAUUAGAGACACUUUACAUAUGAGAUGAUUCAGACUUUGCUUUUUUUUUUUUUUUUUUUAAAUAGUAUUUGUUAAAUUCUUCAAUCUUGAUAUCAGGCAGGGAGACAGCAUGGCUAUAAGGUAAGUAAAAAAAAAUUUUUUUUUUUUUUUUUUUUUUUUAUUUUUUUUUAUUUUUUUUUAUCGUGCAGGUUGGUACAUGAUAUUUAACAGCGCCACAACAGCGUACAUGCAGACAUACACUUUAAACAAUGGCAUAGGAGCUUGCACAUUUUUGUAUAAGUUUAAGCUGAGCAAUGUUAGUACAACACGCAAUUGAGGCAUGGAGUCGGCAAUGCUGGGUUAAAGAGCGGGUUUUGUGCAUGCGGGUAACCAUAUGUUUUUGGUUCUUAAUUGCAAAAGUGGGUUCACCUAAAUAGUUACCAAGACACUAUAGCAUUAGGAAUACAUGUUUGUUCCUUUUAAGGGCAUGAAUAAUAUAUCCUCCUUCAGAGAGACUUCUUAGACUCUAAUCUUUUCAUCAAGAUGUUGUGGUAGUUCUAUAAAAUCUGUUUAUCAGAAGUUCCUGAAGGUAUGCUGCACUUUAAUGCUAUUCUUGGAACUCUUGCUCAUCACCUAUAGUUUUUUUCCUUACAGGAGAAAAUGUCAAGUCAUUGCCAGCAAAGAGAAAAUGAUGCUUCUUCAUAUGAAAAGCAGUUGGAAUCUGAAAAGUCAAAGUUCAAACAAAUGCAAGCAGAUCUACAGAAAGAGUUGCAGUGUGCAUUCAAUGAAAUUAACCAGCUAACUGGACUUAUGGCUGGAAAAGUACCUAAAGGUUUGUAGCUUUAAUUUAUUCCUGAACUCUUUACUUUUGUUGUUCAAUUCUUCUCUUCCUUCAGCCAGACACUUUGUUCUCUUUCUGAUAAAUAUUUUUUUCUCACUCUUAAAAUGAGUGAGAAAAAAUAGUGCAGGUAAUUUGAUUCACUAUUUAAUUUUAUUUUUAUUUUUUUUAAUUCUUUAAUUUUUGGUGCAUUUAUUUAAUACAGAUGCUUGUUGUGCCACAACAGCAAUAACAAGAGUGAGGAACAGCGUUUAACAGGCUUAUGGCAUAGCGAAGUACUGCACACAUUUUUAAGGUUAAGUAAAGUAGCAGGGUCACAUGCUUAUCCAACAUAUCUCAAGUAUGUGUAAAGAGUCGUCGUCGCUAGUAAUCUAGACAUAUUGGUAAUCUUGCUUACUUAGGUUGAAUAACAGGCUUUUAAACUAGGCAAAUGCUUGUGAAGCUAAGAGUAUAUCGUGCACUAUGCUCGUUAGACUAGACAGCAGGGUGGCUACACUAUUUAAUUUUUAUUCUGUGAUUUGAAGGGGCCAUGAUGCAUGGAAUCUGUAUGUUCAGCGUUGCGUUUUGAUUAUAUGCUGUAGUGCCCCUGUUUCUUUAGGUUGCUCCACCACAACCACAUUGGUGAAUAAAGGCUUAAAACUCUUUUUGUUAACUUACCUCUUUCCAGGGCUGAGGUUCUCUUGGCGCUGGCUUAGUCUUCUCCUCUUGAGCCAUCAUGCCAAUAGGGAAAUCUAAUGCUCAUGCACUGCAAGCACCACGGGCAUUAGAGCUUCCCCAUAGGAAAUAAUUAAAUCAAUGUUUUCGUAUGGUGAAUUUGAAGAUGUUUGAUGUACUCAUGGAAAGCAUUUACGUAUCUUUAAUCAAUCGCCAUGCUAUUUUUACCAUGGUUGUCCCCAGCUUCACAUCUGAGAUCUUACACUUGAUGAUCUCCGUCAAUACAAAGCUUUCCUAUAGGGAAGCAUUGGGAGAUUACUGCUCUAUGCUACCAUCUGAUGGAAUAACACUGACUAUCAUGAAGACAGCCGCUACAGGUGUAUUUUUAAACCUGCAAUGUAAACAAAAUGACAAUAUUUUACGUGAAUGGAUUAAAAUAACAGGACAAUUGCACUCAGAGAGGACGUUAUCUGGGUGACUUCAGUGGUCCUUUAAGCAUAUUAUUAGUUAAGCAGCAAAGCUUUUUUUCUAUUAUUAUGAGUGUAACGGAUCGCCUGGCACCCCGACUGGGUACCUCCGUUGAAGGAUGCUCCUAGCGCUUCCUGAGGACUCCAAGCACUCUGGCAGACACCACAAUCACCGAACCAGAGAAACAAAUUCUCCCAAGCAUAUGAAUGCUGUAGACCAUUGAAUAGAAACCAUACGAAUAGGUUUACUCUCCUAGCAGUCAAACUGGAACAGCAUACAAUAAAUCCUUCCCCCAAUAAUGAGACGACACUUCACUUUGAGGGUUAAAACAGGAACUCCUGUACUGUCACAUACAGUCUCUUUUAUUCCCAAUCCACAAACAUAGUACAGCCCACAGGGCGUUACAAAACAACCAAUCAAUCCGUACAAUACACCCAGACACUCCCACACAAAAUCCUCCCCUCUGCCUGUGAUAUGAUUACUGAACACAAUGGGUAAUCUCAUUAUCACUGGCAGAGGAAUACAGUUUUUACACAAUAUUUAUAACUUCUAAAAUAUACAUAUUACAAACAUAAAACAUACAUUUUCAUAAUCAAUCCAUUCAGGGGAUCAACAUAUUAAAAAAUGGCACGAAUCAGACCAGGGGUUCAAAAGUUAAGGGAAAGUCCUUUGUGACUAAAUGAAGCAUGGCUUUCCGGCCCAAACCAGUUUCAGAGUCUUCUAUCCUGCAGAUUGAAUUGAGAAGUAAUUCAAUUAUCUCCCAGGACAGACACAAGACUCCAUUAUGCACAUGGUGAGCACAAAGCAUUAAAAUAUUAUAAAAUACACAAAGUCACAUUUUAUACAUAAAACACAGACAUGUCACAUAUCCCCAGAUAGCUGGGAUCUGAGCGCACAAAACUACCGAAUAGCGCUCAGAUCCUGUUCACACAUUUCAAUUGCCGUGGAGCCGAAGUCUUUAACUACACGAAUGGGCUCCAUGGCAUAGCUAUCUGGGUUAACACAUUCACAUAAAGUCUGGUCCAUAGUCCAAAGGCAAGAGGCGGGCAAGCAGCCCCCUCCAAGGACACGUGGCGAGGUCGGUUUCGCCACAAUGAGUUUAAAAAUAAAAACUUUUUCUAAUUUCAAAUGUGAAAUUGUAGUCGGCAAAUACUGCACUACAGUAAUACAUUUACCAAACUAUAUGCACAAACAAAAUAAAUAUAUAUAUAUAUAUAUAUAUAUAUAUAUAUAUAUAUAUAUAUAUAUAUAUAUAUAUAUAUAUAUAUAUAUAUAUAUAUAUAUAUAAUAUUUUUAUUUUUUUUUACCAGUACUCAAAGCUUGCACUCUAUCACUGGCAUACCAUUUAAAAAAAAAAAAACAGUGCAUAGUUCCUCUAAUGAUUUGGAGUAGUAACAUGCCUUUCUUUUGCUUGGCAGAUCUGCUAACUCGUGUGGAAUUGGAGAAGGAAAUAAGUAAUUACUCAAAACAAUUGGCGAAAAUCAUGGAAGAAAAAACUAUUUUGGAAAAAGAAGUUGCUUGUUUGUCAGAAUACAAAUAUUUGCCGAGUGAAAUUGAACAUCUAAAACAUCAGGUGCCUGCUUGAUUCAUAGAACUAAAAAUACUAUAUUUUUUUAUAACACUGUUUGAAUCUUUACAUUGUUAAACUGUCCCCAUUCUCUUUCUAGUUAAGCCAAACUUCUGAAGAGUUAGAUUUGUUAAAAAGCGAAAGAGAGCAGCAUUCAAGUAUAAUCUGCAAACAUGAACAUGCUUUACAAGAGCAAACCUUGCAAAUUACGACUUUGACUGAUGAGAUCACAUGUGUGCAGUCAAAGUUAUCUGAAGCUGAAAAGCAGCACUCUGAGCUAAAAAGAGUGCAUUCGGAACUUGAAGAAAAAUACAUGUCCGCUACACAGGAGCUAGUGCAGAAACAAAAUGAAUCUGAAUGUUUACUUAAAGAAAUAGAACAGCACCAAUGCACCAUUGAUGGUUUGGAACAAAAGGUAUUUAUCUGUCAAUGCAGUUUUUGUGGUCCAUUUCUCCCCCCUAUUUUCCCUGUUUUGAAAAUAAAUCUGUUUUCCAUGCCUAGCUCUCCACUGUAGCUGAAGAAUUUGCCCAAGCUGAAAGGGACAAAGAACAACUUAUUAGUCAACAGGAAGUGCUCAUUCAAGCUGAACAGAAUGCUAAACAUUGGCAACAAGCUGCUCCUUCAACAGAAGAAAAAGACAGCCAGGUUACAAUUCCGCUCCAUAGUUUAGAUGAAGUCACAGCUCUUCUUAAAGAAAGGGAUGAUGUGCAAAAGACGAUAGAAAUGGAAAGGGAUGAUCUAAAAGAACAAGUAAGUAGUCCUAGUCCUUGUGCACCGAAAUUACUUUAAAAAAAUUUGGGAUUCUAAUUUUUUUUUUCAUUAGUAGUCCUAAACCUUUUUUAUGAGAACCUAUAUAUUUUUUUUUUUUUUUUGGUUCUCUCUGCAAUUUGUGGUUCUUGUUUUCAAAAUGAAGGUGCUACAAGCUUGUAUAUCCAUCUACACUCUCUUUGCCUUAUGACUUUGUUAAAAUCACCACGUCUCUGUUCACGUUUCACCAGUUCCAAGCCACAGAAUCUUAAGCCUUUGGAGUCCCCCCUGUGGUGUUUGUUUGGAUGGCUGGUGUCUCAAGGCGAUUUAUUUAUUUUGGGAGAUCUUACAUGUUCCUUAAUUCUUUAUUUAAAGGGGCGAAAGGUUUUGCCCACGUGUCUCAAACUGCAACUGAAGGUCAGCAAAUCUAUCAACCAUCCCUGCAGUAUUGCAAUUGAAAAAAUUUUAAAUCUUGAAGGUUUACUGUCCCUCCGCUAUCAGUCACAAUUUUAGAAUCUCAUUGAAUGAAUUUACAAGCAACGCAUCUCCCGCAUCCAUAGGUGCCACAAGGGGGAUUUUCCAACCAUGUGCCUGAUGGUUGUGGUUUUGGUUGAAAUUGACUCUGAACAAGUAUAUCUCUGAUAUUACAGCCUCUUUGUGCCGGAAUGUCAACAUUUGGACCAAGUACCUCUUUGAGAUGAACUUCAUUAAGUAAAAUUGGCCAAAAUCUAUGCAAGGACUUCUUCACAUCCUGCCAACCUGAAUCAUACAUAUUUUUGGUGUUUUCCCUCACAGAAUAGUCUAUCAGCCUCCAAUGCCCUCCUCUAUGCCCUUUUCAGGCAUCUGUUAGGGUAUCCUUUCUCUCGGAACUGCUGUCUGAGUGUAUUAGCUUUUACCUUAAAGUCAGAAAUAUUACUGCGUUCCUGUGUAUCCUUAGAUACUGCUCAAUGGGUAUCCCCUGUUUUUAAAGGUCUCGAGUGGAAACUGUUGCAUUAUAAGAGGGGAUUGGAGGCCAAAGGUUUCUUAAAAAGUGUAGUUUGGAGUGAACCCUCAUCCGUGAUGGAGUUAGUAAAGUCCAAGAAAUUAAGAAAGCGCCUGCCAAACUCUGGUGUAAAUUUGAGGUUUUCAUUAUUUACAUUCAGAAUGGAAACGAGAUAAUUAAACUCUUCUGUGGUACCUUGCCAUACAACUAGGAUGUAGUCUGUAUACCGACGCCAGAGAUGUAUCUUAGUAAGAUAUUGUGCCACAGUGUCUGAAAUCCUAAGCUGUUCUUCCCCAGGUGGAGGUUAGUGUAUGAGGGGGCACAAGCUGUCCCCAUCACAGUACCUCUCACCUGGUGGUAGAAUUUAUGGAACAGAAAGUAGUUAUGUGACAAGAUAAACCACAGGAGUCUCAGUGCAAAUGUUGUGUCUGGUGUUCCGGACCCCUCUGGUCUCAAAAGAACCUUGCAUGUGCAAUCCCUUUGUCAUGCGGGAUGAAUGAAUAUAAUGAUUCUACAUCCAAACUUCAUAGAUUGGCUGUCUUAGGUAUUUUGAGAUUAGAAAGAGUAAGUGCCUGCUUGGUAUCCCUAAUGUAAGAGGGAAGGUGUUCUACAAAUGGUCUCAGAAUUUUAUCUAUGUAGAGAGUACCAUUCUGAAUCAGGCUGUCCUCACCCGAGACAAUAGGGCGACCUGGUGGAUUUGUGAACUUUUGGCAGGCAGUAAAAGGUUACCUAGGGUGACGAUUCAAGAUAAACUUGUAUUUGUCAUCCGAUGGCAAACCUUCACUGCGGCCAUCGUCCAGAAUCGCCUUAUACCUCUGUAAGAACUAAUUUGUAGGGUUGUUUUUUUAGGUUUCAGUGUCGCUUAGUACUUUUUGGACCAUAUUAAUAGUCAUUAGAGUUCAUCGGUACUAUGCUGCGCCCCCCUCCCCUUAUCAGCCGGCUUACUGAUCAGAUCGUCAUCCUCUGUGUGAUCUUAGUGCCGGUUGUUCAUUCUUUGAGAGAUUGUCAUUCGGGGUGGAAUUCAAGAGAUUUUACAUUGGUCUAUUCAAUCUCACUCUUGACUGCUUCUAGGAAAAGAUCAAUGUUCCUAAAACUGCCAUGGUUGGGGGUAAAGCAAUAUUGUGGUUAUACACUCAAACUUCUUAUAGAUGAGGCCUAAAGCUCUCGCUUUCUUCUCCAUGCGUAAUGUGUGGAACUUGUGUAAAGCAAGUUUACGCACAAAGUUAGAUCGGUUACAACCUAGAUUUGAUUUAUAGGUGGUUAAAUAGGUCUCAGAAGUCCCUUCUUCACAUGUCCUGCCAUUCACACCUUUUUAUCCUUAUGGGACAGAGUUAGGCAGAUGUUCACUUUGGCCUCUAAUCCCUUUCCUUUCACAACUGUAAUGAGAAAUAGGGAUUGCUGGCAUACAACUACCUAUAUUUAUAGGAGACAUCAUGACAUUCAGAGAUUACUUUCAAUAUGUUCCAUUAUGGCAUUUUGCACAAGAGAACUGGGUUAAACAAGCUGCUGAUUCAGCAUUAACUCCAAAUAAAGCCCUCUGUUUACAUGAGACCUAUCAGGUUUUAUAUCAUAGAUUUAUAACUAUACCUCUUCUAACUCUUUUAAAUGAGGUCUUCAUGUGAUAUGUCUGUCAAUAAAAGCAGGAUAUAGGAGGGGAGUUAAAUGAGGACUCUUGGUGAACUUCUGGGAGGCAGUCAUCAGGGUCUCCAUUUGCAUUAUUUCCCAGGAACAAAUGUAUAAAAUCUUGUUUCAGUGGGGAAAACACACUUUAUCAGCUGUUGGCAACAAUGCAGCCCGCGUGGCACAUACCUUUAGAUGUGGUGUUUCUUUUUGGGAGAUGAUGAGGGAUCUAUUGGCAGCUGUCUUACAGAGCUCUUGAAUAAGAUUAUUUGUAUUAUUUGCAAUUGUUUAUAAUACAGAAACAAAAGUGAUGUCUUAAAUGUCAGAAAAUGUAGCAACGAGAUUGCAGACUGCAGGGGCAUGAUAUGUACACUUAAAUUUCUUUCUUCUGCUAAAGUUGUUUUUAUGCCUAUGGUAUCCCUUUAAAGGGACACUAUAGUCACCAGAACAACUACAGAUUAUUGCAUUUGUUCUGGUGAGGAGAAUCAUUACAUUCAGACUUUUUCCUGUAAACACUGUGUUCUCAGAGAAAAUGCAGUGUUUACAUUACAGCUUAGUGAUAACUUCACUGGCCACUCCUUAGUUGGCUGUUAGAGAUCCUUCCUGUGUCAUGGCUGCCUAAAAGGCAUCCAAACAUUCAGUGUCUCCUCUCUCUGCAUGCAGACACAAAACUUUCCUCAUAGAUAUUCAGUUUAUCUCUAUGAGGAGAUGCUGAUUGGCCAGGACUGUUUGAAUUGUGCUGACUCUUACCUUGUUCUGCCUCUUUGUCAGCCUCAGCCAGUCCUAUGGGGAAGCAUUGUGAUUGUAUCAGGCUACCACUUGUGAUUAUGUCAGCAGACAGUGGGCAGGUCUAAAGGAAACAGUGACAAAAUAAGCAGCUCCAGAUUUGAAUACAAGUAAGAUUUUACUAUACCUAGGGAGGCAUGAGGGGAACAGGGUGACUAGAUGGUGGUUUUAAACCCUAUAGGGUCAGGAAUACAUGUUUGUGUUUCUGACCCUAUAGUGCUCAUUUAAGUUCUUUGCUAAACACAAGUUAAAAUCCUUUAGCCACGAACAUUAUGUUCAUGCAAUCGUACAGUGACUGCCUCUUUACCAACUAGUGGGUCUUCUAAUGGAAACCAGUCGUUGUUGGCUGGCAUAGGACUGUUGGGCAGCAAGAAUGACUUGCAGCUAACCUAACUAAAGCUUUGUUUUGCAGUGGGAUUGGAGAGAACUUUGGCAGUGUUAACCUAUCUGUUUUAUAAAUAAUUAUUUUUUCUACUAACAAAGCAAAGGUUCAUCUCUUUAAAAAAAAAAAAAAAAGCAUGCCGUUUAAAAGUUUAUUUUUGUAUUUUAGUUGUCUUUACAAGGUGAAAUCCUCCAAGAUCAAGCAAAUGUCUUUCAAAAAGAAGUAGAAACAUAUAAAGAACUACAACAAGAUCUGAGUGCUGAAAUUGAACAGCUCAAGAGUUGUUUAAAAGAAAACCAGCAAUCCCUGGAUGUCAUGCAAGUAGAAAAGUCUGAAGUUUAUCAGAAACUCAGAGAUGUUCAGAAGCAGUUGGAAGUUGUUGACCAGGAGAGAAGUAAACUUCUUUCUUCAAUAGAUGAUCUUAAAGCUGAGAGAGAUGAUCUAAGAAGUGACUUAAAUGAGAAUAUUGAAUUGGUAAGUAUCCAAAUGUGCAUUUUGACAUAGAACACUUUUUGCUUAUGAUUCAAAUGUAAUAGUGUUUCUAUGUUACUUUUGUUUUGUACAUUUAAAUUGUCUUAAGUUUACAAUGGGAUUCAUACUGGAAACACAUAAUUAUGUGCCAGUUUUAAUUUGUCACACUUAUUUACCCUACUUUAGCUGUAAAAAUGCUGAGAGCUAAUGACAUGGCUUUCUAAGCCGGUGUUAACAUGAAAUUGUGGUGGUGGCUGUUAAACUAGGAUGGUUAGUGCUGAUCAUUCCAUUCCAAUUAUGUUUGGUACUAUCCAUGUGUAAUUAAUUUGGCAGUGGGUUAUGGCAAGAUAACAAUUGAUUUGAGUUUCUCUUUAAGUUUUUAGUUUGGGGGAUAUGUUUUUUUUUUUUUAAUGUUUUCCAUGUGUUCUUGUUAAAAUACAAAGUCCAUUGAAACGCAAGAUGAGUUAAGAACAACUCAGCAAGAACUCAAACAGCAGAAGAAACUUGUUGGCGACUUAAGAAAGCAACUUGAAGAAACCACUACAACAUCUAAGUUCUGCCAGGACCCUAACCUAGGACAAGAGGUUAGUAAAACAUUCAACUAUAUUUCCAUUUAAACUAUACUGGAAAUUAUACAGUAUAUGUUCAAUUGCCAUCUGCCCCACUUAUUACCAGCCAAAAUUUAAAGUAGCACUGUCAUUGUCUGGGGACAUUGCAGAAUUUGCAAAGACUUUGGAUGGUGACAUCGCCACUUGAGGCCCAGUGGCUGGGAAUGCAGGUAAAGUGAGUUCUACUUGCCUAAACCUGACCCUCAUGAGCACGGCCAUCUUCUGACGGCGGGGCAUCCUAAGCACAAGAAGCCAACAUCACUGAUAUAGUCUCGCAAGAUUACACUGUUGAGGCCGAUGGAGCAUCCCACAAGACUCCAAAAUUCUCCUCUGACAGCAGGGGGGAUUAACACUUGUAGACACUGAGUGGAUCUACUGCCUUCUAGAAGUGCCAGGUGUAGGAAAUAUACAGAGACAAAGUAUAUCUCUUGACUGGGUUGGAAUUUCAGUGAAAUUUCAGCACCGUCAAAAUGAGCAGAAUAUAUCAACUUUAUUCAAAUUUUUCUUUUAUGAAUACUAGAGGCAGCUUGGUAAACACUGUAGGAGUAGAGGUGGAACCCAAUUGUUCUAAGCUUUAUAUUUAUUAUAAAAUCUGCCAUUUUGACUUUUUUUUUUUCUUUUGAAUUUUCAAAGUUGGAAGAAAAGCUUCAAGACACCAAUGCUUAUUAUAAAGCACUCAUUGAUGAAAAAUAUGCUCUUGAAACUACUUUGCAAAGUCUAAUGGGUGAGAUGGAACUCCUCCGGGAAUGCACAAAAGCAGCUGAGCUGGCUCAGGAAAAGGCAGAAGGAGAGACUAGAGAACUUGAGCAAAAACUCUGUACCUUUGAGAAACAACUGUUCUCUAUAUCAUGUGAGAGGGAUGAGGCAAAGAAUAUGGAAAAUAAUCUGACAGAAGAAAGGAAUAUGCUCAAACACGAAAUUGAAAAGAACAUAAAGCAGGUGACUUAUAUAAAUGAUUGAAUUUUUACUUUUAAAAUUCUACUCUUGAGUAAUUCAGGAGAGACAUUUGAGAGUAUUGCAGUGUUCAAAAUCUUUAUUUUUACGAUAUAUACCCGCAAUGAAAAAAUUUAUGCAUUUAGUAAUGAUUUUUUUUUUUUUCCCAUUCCGGUUAUAUCUAUAAAAUUAGCCUGAAAAACCUACAGAUCUAAUUUCUGCAGCAUUUGCAAACCCUCUCCUUCUUCCACAACCCUGACAUAUGUGGCUGUCCAAUCACAGACUUCCCAGUGCAGUUUAAUGAGAAGCCUUUGAAAGACAGGUGCUCUGGACAAUUUGAGUUUAGCUCUAUAGAGCUAAAAAAUUUUUUUACAAAAAUCGAGAAAAACAGGACCCAGUUGCCUGACUGCCAGGUGGAUGUAACAAGGUUAAUUUAUAAGAGUAUCAAUUUAAGAGAUGACACACUCAUCGAACAACAUAAAGCAGUUCGGCACGCUAUUUAUAGUAAUUUAAGAUUUAGUGUGUGCAAGAGCAGUUGUACUUGGUUUCUUAAAAAUUUAAGAUUGUCACAGUAGCAGCAUGGGAGGUAAUGUUUCCCCCACACCCCAGUUUUUUUUGUUUUGUUUUAAAUAAUCUUUUAAGUAAAUGUAUUUUUAAUGUUUAAGUAUUUUGUCUUGUCAGAUCCAGUGCCUAAAUGAAGAGUUAAACCUUAUGAAACCAAAUGGAGAUGAUGAUCUUCGGCAACAAAAGUUGCUGGCACAGGAAAAAAUGGAUCUUAAGGAAAUAUUAGAAAAUGUUGGCGCUGAGAGUCACCAGCUGAAACACGACCUACAAAAAAACAUUGAAAUGGUAGGACAUUUGUCUGACAAUCUCUCAUUCUAAACUGCACUUGUUAUUUUGAAUUUUAAUUGGUAUACUUGUUUUAGUCUAUUGAAACCCAAGAGGAGCUACAGGGUGCCCUUGAAGAAUUAAAACACAAGACUAGGCUUUUGGAUAACCUGAAAUCCUUGCAUGACAUCACAGAGGACCACUCUGAAAAUCAUGAAACUGACUUGGAGCAUAAAGUAAGUUGUAUGACAUGCACCUAUUCUUGUGUUAAGCAAACUUUUUUUUUUUUUAUUGCUGUAGUUAAAUUUGCCACAUAGCAAAUCUUUCUGUUUUGCUUAAAUUAAGCAAUAUGGUUUUAUGAUCUUUGUGAUACUGAUAUUCAUGUUUUGACUUGGAAAGGUUUUAAGGUUGGAAGGUCAGAUGAAUGCACUGAUACAGGAGAGAGAUUCACUUUUACUUGAACUUAAAGCUACAGCAAAUAGAAAAAUGGAGCUGGAUGAAUUGGUUUCUACACUUACCGAAGAGAGAAAUACACUUCAAGAAAAAUCUUCAGAUGGCCAGGUGAGCUUUGCAUCCAUGAGAUUGCUUUAAGAAAAAAAAAAAAACAGUAUGAAUUAAGAGAAAUGAAAGCAUACAGUAUAUAGAAGUAUUCUUAAUAAUCAAAGCCCUCUAAAAGAUUACUCAACUGCUUUACUUUAAGUAUAGCCCCUUAAUGACCAAUUCCAUCAAUUGCUAAUACCACAGUCUGCUCCUUAAACACCUUAUAGUAAAAUAAACAUUGAAGAAUCUGGUCACUUUAUGGUGCACAGAUACUGGUUUUGCUCCCAGCAAGCCAAAGUGUUGGAGUACCACCCUUUAUGGCAGCUUAGAAUGUCCUUAUUUGACGCAGACAGUGAGUGGGUCUUUUCAUUCUGUGAUAUGAUUAAGGAUCAUAUUAUCACAGAAAUUGUUUCAUAAGGGUCACAGUGCUCGAUCUUCUGAGGUAUGCAAAGAUGGUGACAUACACAUAUUCUUCUUCAGUGUUCCAUACAACAUUAAUUGGUAAAACUUUUCAAAUGGCAGCGACAUAAAAGUGUAUAUGGAAUGAGGUCUUGACAGUUUGCAAGAUGUUUUCCAACAUGUCAUUAAAUAUUGAAUCCGUAGGUUAAUUUUAUAUCCACUCACUAUGAAAUUCUCAAAGGUCCCAAAACAGGUCGGUGUCCUUGGACCUCACUGAUGAGGUCCAAAGAAAGCUGGAGCAAUUGUCUGCGGUUGCUGUAUCUCUUGCCAGCAUUUCGGUUCUGGACUGCCAUUACGGGUGCGAUCAGUCUAAUUAUGCUUCGGAAUGUUUUCUCUCUUUAAUGGCACAAGUGAGCAAAAACUAUUUUGAGACCUGAGCUGGUAUUUACCGAAUGGCAAGCUACUGAGUUUCUCUAAGCUUUUGUCCAUUCAAUUCUUAUAUUCUUUAUUUUUUUUAUAAAUACUAUGUUUAGGAACAAGUUCAUGGUGAAAUUAUUAUUUAUUUUUAUUUUUUUUACAGAUUUAAAGCGUAAUAGACUAAUAUGGUCAUGUAUAGGCCACCACUAUAUUUUUACGAGUGUUAUAUCUUCUUUCAGAUUUCUGUUCUCGCAGAACAACUGCAGGAUAUUGAAGCCAAAUAUCAAGAACUUCUCUGUGAGAAACAUUUACUUGAAACUGCUCACCAGAGUCUAAAAUGUGAAAUGGAGCUUCUCCGGGAACAUGUAAGAACAAUGGGAUUGGCUCUAGAGCAUGCAGAAGAUGUGAAGGUUGAAGCUGCAGAUAAACUAUGCUCCCUAGAGAAACACUAUUCUCAUAUUGAUGAAGCAGAUAACCUGAAAGUUGAAUUGAAUGUUUCCGGAGCAGCAAUGGAGGUAAAUUGUGAAUUUUAUUAAACAAAAUUAGUAAAAUAUAUGUUGUGUAUAAGAAUAUCAAUAUUCACAGCUAUAUGGACAUUUCACCUCAGAUUUACUUGGGUAAAUGUUCAUCAGCAGAUUUUAGAUGACAAACAUAAUGUUGCUGUUGCUCUUUAGAAAAUAAUCUAUUCUUUAAAUUUGCAUUGUGUGCUUCUGAAAUGUUCGUAAGCAAAUAAUUAAAAUUUUGUAAAACCAAACCAGGUGAUAAGCGCACACAUGAAAAGGAUUAGUUACCUCAUAUACAAAUUCUUCUUAACUUAGAGUUACAUGUAUUAUCCUAUACAGAAAGAGAGAGAUAAAACACAACAUAGUGUAAUCUGUAAAAAUAAAUCGUGAGUAGGAAUUCAGAACACUCACAAUUUUCUGAGCCCAUUAAAGUUGGCUCUGGACUUAUUGAGCAUAUAUGUCUCCUUGUAGACAUAGAAUGGAUUCCUCUAGUGGUUAGGGUCCCAAAAGGUGCAGAAUUGCUGGAAACGGAAACUCCAAAAAGAGGUAGGUAUAUAAAAAUUAUUUAUUACUUUUAUAUAGAUAAAAACAUUGGAAGAAGUGCACAACGCGUUAUAACCCCACAAAUGGGUCUUUUUCUGGUGAUAAUGAAAGUCCUAUCAUUAUAUACACAAAUAUUACAAACAAUUACACGUUGUAAAAAACACACCCAUUCCCAAAUAUGGUCCGAACCGGAUACGUAUCAUGUCACCUCCAAGAUGGCGACGUUUCCGGUUCGAAUAUACAUUUCCGUUUUUUCAGCCAUAUUGGUAAUCUUUUCCUAGAGUAUAUAUAAAUAAAAUAUAAAUUAGAACAUGCAUAUAAAAUGACAGAAAGUUCAUUCUAUCACUUCCACAAAAAUCACGUCUUUUCAAAAUCCUUUUUGGAAUGGUUCUAUCUGUUGCAUCUAUUCGGUUUCGUCACUUCUGGUGACGGGCCGGGUCCGUAACGUCACUUCCUGUGACAUCUCCAUGCAGGCUAAUUCCCUUUGACGAAUUUUAGCGUCCAUGUGUUAUGUUGAAGUCUCUUACCAGCAGGCGCCAUUUUACAGAAGGGCAUUAGUCCAUAUAUACCAUACACAGAAGAAGGGCAAGAAGAAAACAGGGAGUUAAAAUACAUAUUAAAUGUAAAAAAUAAUAAAAAAUAAAUAAAACACCAAUCAAAAAGACACUCAAAUAAAAAAGACUUGGCAACAGAAAGAGUUAAAACCACAAAGGCAAAAAGAGAAAAAUAUUUCAUAAAAUAGGAUUUAUUUCAAAAUCAAUAUUGAGUCCAUUAGGAACUAAGGUGCGUAACUCAAAAAUCCAUCUAGUCUCCUGUAUACUUAAAUUAUUAGCAGCAUCUCUAUUGCACAAAAUUUUAGGUGUCUUGGAUCUGACACAUGCGUUUCUAAAAAGUUCAUUGAUACGCUAUGAUUUAAAAAUCCUUAUUUAAUAUUCCGAGCAUGUUCACUGAUUCUCACUUUGAUUGGUCUAGAUGUCUUGCCUAUAUAUUGUAGCCUGCAUGUACACUGCACUGCCUGCAUGUACACCACAAAAGAUAGAUAACAUUAUAAGAGUGAAAUGUGAUUGAUUUAAUUUUAUAUUCUUUCUUCGUAAUAUCGAAAUUAAAUGUAAGAACAUUUUUGUUAGAUAUUCUUGUAUUCCGACAUGCAUUGCACAUCACACAAUGGAAAUAAGAAAAACGUAUUUUCAUUGGACCAAUCUGUUUUUUGGACGUUCGUGUUUUACAAAACUUUUCGUUAAAAUUUGCUUAAGAUUUCUUGCUCCUCUAAAAAUAAAUUUUGGCUUUUGGCCUAUAUAUUCUUGUAUAUCAUCAUCUUGUUAGGAUGUGCCAAUUUUUGUUAAUUAUUUUUUCUUUAAUGGUGCCCAUGUUACUAGAGAAAUUAAAAAUAAGGGGAAUUUGGUAGUUUGUCUUUUUUUCUUUAUUUUUAUAUUUAAGUAAAGGGGAUCUAUUGGUAACUGAAUCUAUAUUGCUUUGUAAAUCAUCACUAUUGUAUCCUUUCUGUUCAAAUUGUUUUUUUAGAACAGCAGAUUGUGCAAUAAAGUCUACCUUGUUGGUGCAGUUCCUGCGAAUUCUCAGGGAUGAUAACUAUCCAAUUCAAUAUAGCUGUUAACAUCAAAUUGUUUAAAGCGAGUCAUAAGGGCAUUGUUAAAAAUAUAAAUAUUUAAGUCUAAAAAAACUCAAUGCUCAAAUCACUGACACUCUCGGUUAGAGAGUUGCCCCAGUCGUUAUUGAGAUAGUUAAAAAAAAAAAAAAAAAAAGUUAAAAGAAUCACUAGAUCCUUAGCAAUUAAUGAAGAUGUCAUCUAUGUACCUUUUCUAUAGGUCCACGUUUGCGCCAAAUCCAUGUUCUUGAUGAAUAAAAUUCAUUAAAAAAAAUAAAAAGGGUUAAAGUUCACUAUUUGUCUGCACUAGACCGUAAAAAUGACAAAAUCCCCCUUUUAACACCACCCACAGUUAAAGGACCACUAUAGUGCCCUGAGGGUGCCCCCACCCUCAGGGUCCCCCUCCCACCCGGCUCUGGAAGGGGGAAAGGGGUAAUAACUUACCUUUUUCCAGCGCUUGGCGGGGGAGCUCUCCUCCUCCUGGGCUGAAUGCGCACGCGCGGCAAGAGCUGCGCGCACAUUCAGCCGGUCUCAUAGGAAAGCAUUUACAAUACUUUCCUAUGGACGCUGGCGUGCCCUCACUGUGAAAAUCACAGUGAGAAGCACGCAAGCGCCUCUAGCGGCUGUCAAUGAGACAGCCGCUAGAGGCUUUGGGGGAAGGCUUAACCCAUUCAUAAACAUAGCAGUUUCUCUGAAACUGCUAUGUUUAUAAAAUAAUGGGUUAACCCUAGCUGGACCUGGCACCCAGACCACUUCAUUAAGCUGAAGUGGUCUGGGUGCCUAGAGUGGUCCUUUAAACAUAAUAAUAUAACUAUUACUAUUUUAACGCUUCCACCACCAAGACAAUUUAUAAAUGGGGUUGACUUGGUCCCUCAGGUAAAUCAAUAAUAAAAACCCAUCAAAUAUUACUUAGCACAAUAUCUAUUCAAUUGCAAAAUACAAAUUAGUUCAGGUAACGUGAUUCUUAACCAGACAAAGGCAGAACUUAAAGGGACUCUCCAGUGCCAGGAAAACAAUCCGUUUUUUGGCACUGCAUGUCCCCUCUCCCUCCCAAUCCCCGGUUGCUGAAGGCAUGAAAACCCCUUCAGUGACUUACCAGAGGCAACGACUUGUCCCACGUCACUGUUUCUUCCUCCGCUGCCACUCCUCGCCUUCAUUACAUCGGCCGGUGGGCGAGACCUAAUGCGCAUGCGCGGCUUGACACAUUGUGCUAAACUGUGCUGUGCUAAUAAAAAAAAUAAAAAAUAAUUAGAGCAAAGUGAACCGACGGAAUGCCCCUGUUGAAGGUGCUGUUAUAUGUGUUCUUUGGUGUUUGUUAGUGGAUUCACUAACAGAGAACACGUAUAAAGCUGCCCUACAGCAGAAUACCAAUGGUAUAGUGAAACGCAUUAAGUAAGGACAUACAUUAUCCACAGUUUUUAUUUUUACUUGUAUAGCUGUUGUUCCCAGCUUUUUAUUUAAUGAACCUACUAUUUUAUACAUCAUCACUUGUGGAGUACAUCCUUCAUACAGCCCUCACCAACCUUCCGGUUCCAGCAUAUAUCCAUAGGUGGGGAUUGUUCCACCUCAUGUUCUUCAUACCAGAGCAGGACAUUGCUGUGGGUGACGCAAGUAGGAUAUUUUCCUCCAUCAAUUGUUUGUAUAUACUUAUACCAUCAGAUUUCCUAUAUUGUCUUUUUUCACAUGUACUUACUCCAUCCUGAAAACAAGCUCCAAAGACCCUCCACUUAUAUCCAUAGACGGAGAUUAUUCCGUCCAGGCCUUCUUAAUAGAGCUGAGACAGCUCUAAAAAGUGAGUGUGCACUUUUGACCAUUUGUUCUCCCUUCACAAACAUCUACUGUACUGCACCAUAAUCUGUUUCUUGCUUUGUACUUAUAGAUUCAUAUACUAAGAAUAUCAUCUGUAUCGUAUGUAUAUGUAAUCUUAAACCCUGAUCACCUCCUGUCUGUUAUCUUUACCUGUCUUAACUCUGCCCAACAACCUAAAAGGGGUCAUAAACUUUACUUGAUUUUUCUUAACUAUACAGCAAGGCCAGCUUUACUCUCUAUUGCCACCAUACAAAUAUACUACAGUGCAUAAUGCCUGUGGCAUGUAUUUUUGAUAGUGUUUUGUUUUUAAUCACUUUUUUUUUUUUUAUUGUAACAUGUAGGGUUUUGUUUUCUUUGCAGUGUUCUGAAAUGCUCUAUGAAACUCAAGAAGAGUCAAAACACCAAAUACAUCUGGGAGAUGAUCUGAGUGAACAGAUCCUCAAAGAUGUUUGUUCAAUGCAACCUGGCACUGACUUCCUGCUAUCCCCAGAAGAGAAGGUAUUGGGAAUUUCUGUUGGUAAUGGGGUAUUUAAUCUCAUGGUGCAGUGUUCUAAUGCUGUGUCUUGCUGUUUUGUAGGUUUUAUCAUUAAAGGAAGAGUUGGAACAAAACCAAGCAGGGCAUCACCUGGAGGAGCAUGUACAAGCCCAGGAUAGGCUGCAGUGUGAAGUUGAAAGCCUGUUAAUGAAUCUGCAGAAUGCUCAAUCUACUCUUGAAUCUUGUCAAAGAGAGAAACAUGAAAAUGAGCAAAUGCUCUGUAGUCUUCAACAGCAAAUGGAAGCUGUUACUCAGGAAAGGGAUGAGAUGCGGAUCACACAGGCUAGUCUGAUAUCUGAGAGAGACCAGCUGAAUGAAGCCCUACACACGAACACUGAAAUGGUAAUUUCUGGCUUUGUGUUUAAACAAAUGAUUUGGCAAAUUAUUGUAAUCCAUUAAUCAAAACAUGCCUUUGUGGGUACAAAACGUAAAUGGAUUAUCUAAUUUAUAGGAAAACUACAGAUACAUUUUGACCAUUAUAAAUAUAAUGCAAAAUAAUUAAAGACAUAAAAAUAAAUUAUUCGCCAUCAAGGUUUCCUGUGCAUGUCCUAUUUAGUGGGUUUGCCUGCACCUUCAGGCAUACCACUCCCUUUAAUUAGGAGGCUCUUACUUUUUUGAUAAGUAGAUUAGUUUAUUUUUGAAGAGCAUAUUUACUCAUCAUAUUUGAUUAUGCUAUCAAUUUACACCCAGCUCAGAUCAUUGAACCGGGCUAUAGACUGAUCAACCACAACAUUAAAACCACCUGCCUGAUAUUGUGAAGGGCCCCCUUGUGCUGCCAAAGCAGUUCUGAGGCAUGGACUCCACAAGACCUCUGAACAUGUCCUGGGGUGGUCCAAGACAUUAGCAGCAGAUCCUUUAAUCCCUGCAGGUUGAGAGUUUGGGCCUCCAUCGGUCAGAUUUGUUGUUCCAGCACAUCCCACUGAUGAGGACUGAGAUCUGGGGAGUUUGGAAGCUAAGGCAACAUCUUGAACUUUGUCAUGUUCCUCAAACCGUUUCUGAGCAAUGUGGCAGAGUGCAUUAUCCUGCUGAAAUAGACAUCUGCCAUCGGGUAACAUGCAACGGUGGGGGAGGAGCGUGGUCAGAGCGGAGCCAGCACCGAGGGACAUUGGCGCUGGACCCAGGUAAGUGACUGAAGGGGGCCUUGACAGAAGGGGUGCUGCAGUGCCAGCUUGUUUUCAUCGCUCUAUAAUUUGCCUUUAAUAUAAUUGCCUGACUGGACAACCAGUUUUAAGCUUUUUGGCUAAAAUUAAGACCACUGCUUCUGCCAAAGUUGAAAGUCCUGGACCAAAACCUGCCUCAGAGAACACCGCAAUGUGUCCUUUGAACAGCAAAUGGACUUGCCAUACUAAGGUUAUAUCUUCUAUACCCACCUGCUCUGGAAGAUCUUGAAAGAUACCUAAACCACUUUAUUUCUACCUGAUUCCCUUUCCGAGCCACCGAUGCCUGGAGCAACAGGGUCUAUGGACAUUGCAUAUGGACUUUCACUGAGAGCUCUGGAUAAAGGGCACAGUGUCUCUCUACGAGACUUUAAUUUCCAGCUUGGUAGUAGAAUGUAACAUGAGCAGGAUGCGUGUUUUUUUUAUUUAUUUUUUUUAUUUCUUUCUGAAAUUGGUACUCUACACAAGUACCGAAAUUUACCUGUGAACAGUGUUUUGACGUCUGGAUUCCAUUAUACCAGUGAUCCCAGUAUGCUUACACUCCCUGUUGUAUCUGCAACCAGUGCAUUUGCUCUGUUGUAUCUUCUUAUUAGUUAUAACCUACAAGCACAAUUAUCAUUUUUUUUUGUUUUUCUUAUCUUAAACAUGUGCAGAACCAGCGGCAGCAACAGUUUCAAGCUCUUCGUUUCGUUUCUCUCAAUUGGUGCAUUUAAUGCAUGAAUUUUGUUUUAUUCCUGCCGCCUAUGUUAUUUUAUAUUAUGUUACAAACCAUUGCCUAACUUUAUGUAACAAAAAGCAGUCACUCACUCAUGACUUUGUUGUUAAUCUGUCAACUUAUUUAUUUUACCUCUGCAUAGUUUACCAGUUCUGGUCAAGUACAAAAAAGUACAUGUAACGUGGCUAGGAACUCAACACAUUUGUGCACGCAAAGUUCUUGUAGGGAGUAAUUCAAUUAUAUGCACAUUUUUAUGGGGUGGGAAUAGAACAUAAAUAUGCUCAUUUUGCAAAUUAUAGGUCAUUAUGCAUAAUCAGGGUUUGUCAGGGAGAUUUAAUUUUUUUCCGAAAGCGAAAACGUAAAUUGUCAGAAAGUAACCGUUCCUCGUUCCGUUAACCCGGUAAACACUAUUUCAGCGUUUUAUUAAGGCAAAUAGAGCAGCAAAGGUAAGAUCCAUGUUUUGGAGACUUUGGCACACACGUGCGCUCAUACAUCUAACAAAGUAAUCCUGUAUAGACGCAUGCACUCAUAUUGUAAGUGUUACUUAGUUUACGUACUCUGCCCUGCCAAAGUAUAUACUUUAGACCGAAAAUAAUUUUAAUUUUAGCACAACUAAUUGGCAACUUUCAGUUAAUCCAAUACAACAAACCUUUUAUUUUAGGUAGAAUAUUAUAAAAAUGAGUUGCAGCAGAAAGCUUUAGAAGGCCAGCACAUGUUACUUGAGAAGGAAGAGCUUCAGGAGACUCAGAAGAAACUCAAAGAUGAAGUGGAACUACUGAUGAAAUCUAUAAAAGAUGCUGAAGUAACAUUGCAGACAGUGGAGCAAGACAAACUGGAGGCAGAUCUAAAGCUUCUUAAUCUGCAAAAGGAAAUGGAAAUACUGGCUAAGGAGCGGGAUGAGUUGAGGACUACACAGGAGAAGUUAACAUCUGAGAGGGACCAGUUGACUGAGGAUCUAAAAACAAACCUGAAUAUGGUAAGAUUUGUAUGCUUAUAGUAGUUGUAAGUUGUUUGGGUUAUCUUUUUUUCUUUUUUUUUUUUUUUUCUUGCACUUUGUGAGCAGUGCACAUCAUAACUUAAAUAAUAAAAUGGUCAAAUGCAGAACACAUGUAAAAGCCCCACAACAAUGUGUUUUUAAGAAUAGACAAAUGGGAUGUUUUGGGGUGUGGGAUUGUUUUUUGUUUUUGUGAUGACUAGUUCACUAGGAAGACAUCAUAAUGAUGAAUAUCAGAAUCUGGCAUAAUGCAGAAUUGGAAAAAUAACACACACAGAUGUCCUGUAACAAGUUUAUAGUGGUUGUGGUUUUUGGAGUGUUUUCUUAAAGGUAUUUCAAUAAUCCAUUUUAGAUUGAGCAUAUUGAAACCAGUGUGCAGCAAACACACACAGAAGAGCAUGGAACCAUGCAUGAUGAUAGUACACUUGAACUGGUUCAGCAAGGAACUUCAAACGAUUUGAAACAACUAAUGUCGAAUUUGAAGGACACGGAGGCAAGACUACAAAACCUGCAACAAGAUAAAGUGGAGACAGAACAAAAGUUUCUUAAUCUUCAAAAUUGCAUGGAACCAUUGGUUCAGGAGAGGGAUGAACUGAAACUGAAACAGGACACUUUGAUAGCCGAGAGAGACAGGCUGCAGGAAGAUCUCAAAAACAACAUUGAUAUGGUAAUAGGAUUGUGUUUUUAAGUGUGUGUGUGUGUGUGUGUGUGUGUAUAUGUAUAUGUAUAUGUGUGUGUAUAUGUGUGUGUGUAUGUAUAUAUAUAUAUAUAUAUAUAUAUAUAUAUAUAUAUAUAUAUAUAUAUAUAUAUAUAUAUAUAUAUAUAUAGUAUGUGUGUAUAUAUAUAUUUGUCGUAUUGUAUCACACAUGAAAGAAUAUAACAAAGUUGUGAUUGAAUGUAUUUGUGCAUUAAAGGAAAAUUAAAUCUCUCCAUUCGCGCACAGGACUGGUCACACUUUGUUACAUUUAAACAACCAUACCUGUCACCUAUAGUAGUGACAGUAGUAGUUAGUGGUCCCUGAUUCAGGAAACAGAACAGUAAGUUUCAUCUGCUAUUCUAUAGUUGUGCUAAACAUCAUAAGCUGUCUAAAGGAUAUUGAGUAGUGGUGAUUUGGGGGACCUGUCAAUUGUUAAUAUUAGUGUAUCCAAAUUCAUGCAGUUAUACAGUACUGUCUAUAUGUGUUUGUCCAUAAACAAAUAGAUUUGUUCAAAACAACAAAAACCUUCAUUCAUUUUUAGUGGAGGAAACAUUUUUGUUUGCUUUGUGAUUUGGAUUUAUAAAUCUCAGCUUUUUACUCGAGCGAAUUGAUUCAUUACAAAAUUAAUUUGUUUCUAAAUGACUUAAAUGAUUCUGUUUACAACCAAAUCAAUUUGUUUUUGGAUCAAUGCAUGCUAAGGAGAUGACCAUCUACCUGUUAAUUGUAAGUUCUGUUGCCGCCUUUGCACAUUCCCAGUUUUGCAAAUUCAGUCCACUGGGUAGACAAGCCUAUAGGGUCUGAAUGCUUGUUGCAAUCUUAACCCCUUAAGGACCAAACUUCUGGAAUAAAAGGGAAUCAUGACAUGUCUCACACGUCGUGUGUCCUUAAGGGGUUAAGGAGUGUAUAUGCAAAUUGAGAUGGGUAUAGUUUUUAUUUUUUGUUUUUUGUUUUUUUCAUACUUUACUCCACAAAUGCUUACUCAAAGCUGGGCUCAUUGGAGUAGAUUUUAUUUUCACUGUUUCCUGCUCAGUAAUUUUGUUGGUUAUGCCAACUUGAGGGUGACCGCGCGCGCGCGUGUCAAUCAGUCAUGAAAUGCACGUGAACAUACAUUAUUUGCCUGUUUAUUUGAAAGUGAGAAACAAUUCAUUCCUUAUACAAGUAUUCUAUCACACUUGUCUGUCUUUCAUUUUAGUUUGCUAAUAUUAAAAAUGAACUUCAUCAGAAGUCAUUGGAUGCACAGCAAAUAAUGCUUGAAAAGGAGGAGCUUGAGUUAGCCCAUCAGAGACUUAAAGAUGAUUUGGAACUAAUAAAUACAAAGGACAUUGAGGCAGCAUUACAAAACGUGCAGCAAGAGAAACUGGAAAUAGUUCAACAACUUCUUAAGCUUCAACAGGAAAGAGAAACCCUGGCUCAGGAGAGGGAAGCGCUGAUUAUUAGCCAGGAUAACUUAACAUGUGAAUGGGAUCAGGUAAGAGAUUUUUUUAUUAUUAAUUUAUUGGGAAUCUUUGUUGAUUAUCAGCAUAUUUCUGCUGUAGCUUUAGCUGCAAUUAUGUAAAAUGAUUCAUAUCUUUACUUUGUGCAUUGUUGAUGUGUGAGGUUUGAUUGUUAUUCUGUGCAGGAGAAGGUGAAACUAGAUCUUGUCCAUCAGAAGCUUAAAGAUGAAAUAGAACAACUAUUGAAGAAUAUGAAGGGCUUAGAGGAAACCUUACAGAGUGUGCAACAAGACAAAUUGGAGACAGAGCAAAAAUUGAUUAACCUUCAACAGCAAAUGGAAACCCUGACUCAGGAGAGGGAAGAGCUGAGGACUAGCCAGGAAAACUUAACAUCUGAGCGGGAUCUACUGAAAGGAAACCUGAAAGAACACAUAGAAAUGGUAUAAUAUCACUGUGGAUUUUCCAAAAACAAAAUAUUUUUCUCAUUUAAAUUAUUUAGGUUUGUAUUUUUUUGUUGCUUGUUUAGCAUUUAUCUCCUUUUUCAAUUUUAAUUUAGGUUAUGAAUCUUCGAAAUGAGAAGCAGAAGAAACACACAGAAGACCAGCCAACAGUGCAUCAGAUAUCUUUUGAGCAAGUCCAGCAGAGUUGCAAGGAAGAAAUGGAAGCACUAAUUAAGGACAUGAAGCAAACAGAGACAAAAUUGCAGUCUGUUCAACAAGACAAACUGGAGACAGAACAAAAAUGUACCGAUCUCCAACAGCAAAUGGAAACACUAGCUCAGGAGAGGGAUGAGCUAAAAUUAAAACAGGACAACUUAAUAUCUGAGCGAGAUCAACUGAAGGAAGACCUAAAGGAAAAUAUUGAAAUGGUAAGAUACCUUUUAUGUUAAAGAGAAAAAUUCUUUAGAUUUUUAUUAUUUUCAGGUCUACUAAUAGUGGUGAGUCAAUUGCCUUUUUCAAGAAAAUGUCAAAAAAUAGAAAAGUGGAGAGCUAUUUGAAAAACCUUUUAGGAUAGAAAAAUUGUAAUAAACUAAACAAACGAAUUGCAGGAUGGAAUUUUGUCUAACAAGAAAUGGGUCUUUGUUUAGUUCGUUGACAUUUGUAUUAGUUCAUUAGUCUUUUGGACGAAUAAGCAAAAUUCAGACAAAAACAUGUUUGCCUGCAAGAAACGAAAAACCCAAGACAGAUUUAUUCAUAUGGCUGCUAAAACAAUUUUCACUAGGCAUCGUGCUUUAAUAUUUUCUCUUGCAAGCACAUCGGGAGAAACCUAGUGUAUAUCGAGUACAAGCAGCCUCUAGACUGGAAUUUAUAGUGGUAUCCCCCACAUAUGAAAAAGAUUGUUAAAGACUGAGCCAGUACUGUUCUCUUCUUUUAUGUGGGAGGAUGAUAUCUACCAUCAUUUUAACAUGAAAGACCUUAGUUAUAUUAUAUUUUUUACUCUUUUAAAAUAUAAACUGAGGAAUUUUCUUCUAAAGAAAGAUUGACUGCGGAAAAGGAUUGGUAUUUGCUGUAUAUUUCCUACCCUAAGGGUUAUUGAAAUAGCUCUUCACUUUUCUAUACUGACUUUUUGGAAGUGCUUGGUGUUCUUUGCAGGAGAUGGGAGACGCAUGUAUAUAGCUGCUAAAAAAAAUGAUCCACGCUUACAAGAAGUGUCUGUUUCACAGUAUAUAUUUUCUGCAUUUUUCAAGAGUCUAAUGUAGCAAGGAGGGCAGUUCCAUAGGGAUGGUGCAGCCCUAGAGAAGUCGUGAAAGUCAGAGAUGCGAUCACGAAAAGAGGAUAGACACAAGUCCGAGCAUAGUGGCCUGGUUGGGACUUACUUGUGUAUUAGUGAGGAUUGGUAGACAUGAGCUGUGUUAUAGGGGCUGUAUUAUAAAGAGCAAACCAGAGUUUUAUAUCUUAAAGUAAACCAAUGUAAGGACUGACAGAAGAGAGAGGUGCAGGUGGUCAGGAAGAUGAGUCUUUGCUGCAGCAUUCAUUAUUGACUGUAGCGGGGCGAGCUGUGUGUACUUAAGACCAAUGAGACGUUGAGUGCAAUAGUCAAGGCGUGAGAUUAUAGUGGCAUGGAAGGGAGUUUUAGCUGCAUUCAGUGUCGGUAGGGGCGUGUGUGAGCUAGGUUUUUGAGAUGAAAGCGACAGGAUUUGGUGUUUGACCGGAUAUGAGGGGUGAAGUGGAGGUGCAAGAGAGUUCCAAGUCACCAAGUCUGUGAGGUAGAUUGUAAGCUCAUGUGAGCAGGGCCUUCUUCAUCUAUUAUCUCCCUGGAUAUAUUGAAUGUCAAUUACCAUUUUAUGAUUGUAAAGUGCUGCUGAUUAGUUUAACCAAAAAAAGGCAGUAAAAAUCAAGAAACGUAGAGGACUGAAUAUAGAACCUUGUGGAACACCAACAGAGAUGUGUUGCAAAGGAGAGGAAGAACCCGAAAUGGAGACUCUUAAAGAGUGCUGGGAAAUGUUGGGGUAAAAUCCGGAAAGAGUAGUGUCUUUCAUCGGCAAUGGUUGAGAUGGAUGAGCACAAGUUAUUGAUCAGUGUCAAACGUAGCAGAGAGGCCAAGGAGAAUUAGACGGAAGUAGUCAUCACUGGAUUUUGCCACAAUGAAGUCAUUGGAUGCUUUGGAUUUCGCACUCACCACUCGGACCAUACUAAAGUAGGGGUCAGGAAAGUUGUCCGUAUCGUGUACGUAACUCUCAAGGAUCUUGGGCUUUUUUUAGAAUCAAGGUUAUGGUUGUAUGCUUGAAGGGUGCAGAAAAUACACAAGAUAAGAGGAAGUGAUUAAUUUAUUGCGAGGCAGAGCAAGCGAAGGGACAGUGUGAAUGUGUAAAUUAAUAUAAUUGACUGAACUGGUUCUGGAGUGGGAGGAGCACAGCAGAUCAGAAACAGAUUGUGCAGUGGGUGUCAAGUAAGUGUAGGAUAGAGGAGGGAGUGGGGUAGGGGAAGUUGGCAUAGACAAAGCGAUUUGAAAUCUCUAACCUGUUUGCAGCUUUAGUGGAGUGGCAAAGAAUGUUUUCAUUCUCUGCGUUGUUUGGUUAUGAGGAUAAUGAAGUUAUGGAGAAAAUCAGAUGUAGAAUUAUUAUUUCUCGAGCAGCAUUCAGCAGUUCUCAAACAUUUUUAGAGGUAUAGGGUUUAGUUUAGUAUGCCAUGGUUGGAACUGGAGUCCUUUAUGAUGCUUAAAUGUAAGAUGUGCCAUGUUGUCUAGUUCAGAGGAGCGGGUGGAGUUGUAGAGAGCGGUUGCAAAGCUAGAGUAGGUUAGGUUUGAGAUUGGUAAAAGGGGCGUUCGGAGAUUGCUGGAGAAUUGCUGUACGUGAAGACAAGGGAGGUUUCUGCAAGAUUCUUAAACAUUGAGUGUUAUAAGUUGGCUAUGGGAUAUGAUGAUACCCAAGGUCAACAGAUGAUGGUCUCUGUCAUUUAUGGUUAUCAGCUCUAUAUUUUGCACCUGGCAGUCUGCAGAGAGAAAGCAUACAGAGAAGAAAUUUAACUAUUUCUUCUCUUUACCUGCACUGUUUGCUUUGGCUUAGCCAUGUCUGAACUGUAUUUCAACAUAAUUUGCUAAAUAUUUAAUAUAAAUUUGAAAGAAAACAAUGUUGAAAGUCCCAAAGCCUUGACCAUCCAAUUUUUAAAGUGAAUUUCAUAUUUUGCACCUGUUAGGGGGACACUGUAGGCAUUAUAACCAUGAAAAAACACUGUAUUAAUCAUGGUGCUAGGAGUCUCAGUGCACUAUCAUCUAAUCUGCCAAAUGCUUAAUAAAUGUACUGGCAAUUACUUUGCGGUUUUGGUCUACAGUUGGUUCCUACUUCUGCAUUAUCAUGGUAGGUUGUCAUCUGACGAUUUUCGGCAAAGGAUUACUGUUUAAAUCUGGUAUGUCAUGUUAUAUUAUGGCAGUACAAUUUUCUUCUUUAUCAAACCAGCUUAGACUGGAAAAACUAGGGGGCGCCCAACACAAAGUAUGAGACCAUUCGUAGCAUUUGUUUUACAAAUUACCAGCAGAUGGCACCCAGGACUCCUGGCACUAUGACCGCUACAGCACUUAGCUUAGUGCCCAAAAUGUCACUCUAAUAUUCUGGAUUUAUAUUGUGGAUUAUUGUUGAUAAUUUAAACCUAGCUAUAACAUUCUUUAAAAUCGGAUUUCUUUAGUUUAAAGAAUAAAAAAAAAUAAUGAAUUGCAGAAAACGUAUGAUACAAUUAAGAUAAGCGUAUUUAAAUCUAAAACUGGUUUGCACUAAAAAAGUUAUUGUGGGUGUAUCUUUUACAGUCUAUUGAAACUCAAGAUGACCUUCGUAAAGCUCAAGAAGAAUUGCAGCUGCAAAAACACAGGGUGCAACAGUUGACCAGUCAGAUGUCUCUAUUGGAAGAAAAGGUAUUUUUCAAAGAUUUUCAUGCAUGUUCAGGCGAAGAAAAGUGAUUACACUUUUUUCUUAUUUUAUUUUUCUAUUUAUAAAGCUUGCAUCUGUAGAGAAAGAGUUGAUUCAAAAAGAAAAUGCGCUGAGUGAAUCUUUAAAAAAGAUCCAUGAAAACACCAAACAAGAAGUUGAUUCAAAGGUGGAAGAGCUUAGCCAUGCUUUAGAAAGCAGUGAGUUGGCUUUAGAACAAGUAAGACUGGAAAAUGAUGACGCUGCCAGGAAAGUACGAGAUCUCACAGUAGAACUUGGAGCCAUGUCAGAUGAGAGAACUCACCUACAAAAAUUGAAAGAAAACUUAAAAGAAGAGGUAUUUUUUUAAUUUUAUUUUUGUAUCAUGGUUUGUGGUUAGGUUUUUUGUUUUUGCUGAUUUUAAAAUGCUGCCUGUAUCCUAUAAGGGACCACAUCUGAGAUAUUUUGACUAGUUUUGUGUUUGUGUGUAUUUUUUGGGUGUUCAUAAAUUUGGUUGACUAAUUUUGUAUGAAUAUUUGUGUUGUCUUGCUCUAAGUAUUCUAAAAUACAGUGCUGUAUUACUUCACUUCUACUGAACGAGAAGUAAAAACUAUAAAAGAGAACUUGAGCCCUGUUCCUAAAAGGAAUACGGUCAGUUUGGCUUUAAAAUAAACUAACACAACUAACAAGUAAUUUUACUCCACGCUUUCUUUUUUAUCCCCUGCCAUUUGUGUAACUUUUUACCUUCUGUUCGUGCCACAGAUAGUACUGCAAAAGAUUGUUAAAGCCAUGUUGCUCUGUCAUGUGAUAUGGCACAAGAAAUAUUCUGAGUAAGGGUUCUGGGUUUGAGUGGUACUAAAAUGCUCUAACUUGCCUGGUAUCAGAUUUAGAUGAAUAUUGACCAGUGACUGGCACAAAUUACUGCUUGAAUCAGUGGCAUGAAGAAAAAUUAUAUUUAAAUUCCAUGUGAAAAAUAAAAAUGUCCAGUUUACAAAGUAUUCACAAGUUCUUCUAAAAAAUGGGUAUGAUUUUGAAAACAUUACAUUGUGCUUUAAACCUGUACAUGCAAUUUAGUUUUAGUUCUCUGAACCUUCAUGUGCAAUUUGGUUUUGUAAAUUCAACAGGUAAACCAACUGAAUAACGAUCUAGAGAAUCUGACACAGAAACAUGCCCUCUUGGAAGCACAGCAUGCUGACGAAAACCUGAGGCAGGAAGAGCUAGUUACCGAAAUAAAGGAGCUAAAAGAUAAACUUGAGGCCACCCAUUCUAGAGCUCAGCUUCUUGAAGCUGAAAAGGACAACCUGCAAAAGCAAAUCCAAGAACAAGAUCUGAAAAUAUCGAGUCUUUAUCUAGAACAGGAACAAUUUCAGCAACUGCUGCAGAGAGUGCGAAGUGAAAAGGAGAAUAUAUAUUCGGAGCUUCAAGGACAGGAGAAAGAGGUGAGCCUAUAAUAACUCACAUAUUAGUGUAAGCAGCUGCAUAAAUACUGCCUUGUUUAUUAAUUCAAUCUCUACAUUUCUAGUCUGCCCAGUUAAGGGAGGAACUAAACAAAUGCCAGACAGAACUUCAAGUUGUUAAGCAACAAAAGGACGAUAUAAAUGAACAUCUCAAUUUAAAAGUGAACACACUUGAUGAACUAACCAAGCAGAUAUCCUCUUUACAAGAACAGAUUGAGCAACUACAGCAGGUAUUGGUUAUGUUUUUGUCUUUUCCUCAGAAAGGUAUGAAAUCAAUUCAAUAAACAAUUAUAAUUUUACUGUUCCUGUUAAAUAUAGUUGCUCUCAGAACUUUAAAAUGGCUUGGUGAGGAACCUUCUGUGUUUCUCAAAUCCUACCCUUAUGGUCCUCAUUAUCUGGAUGACCAACCUAUCCUGUUAACAAUGUGAAAUUUUGAAAUGCAUCUUUUCCAUACCCGGGAUGGUUGAGACUCAAGUGUUGAUUGACUUUAAGAACUAGUGUCUUAUGUGAUUUAGCACAGUGAUCUGAAUUUGUGGUCAGGUUUCGUCAAAUUGCUGUUUUGUGUUAUUCUUACUGUUUAAGGAACCUGUAGUUAUUUAUUUACUCUACGUUUUUGGGUUUUUUAAACAAAUAGAAAUUAAAAUGUUGGAGAAUGUUUUAUGUUUAAUCACUUUUAAAAUUGAGCUAAUAUUUGAAAACCUAAAUACAUACAACAGUGGUUGUUUGAAAGACUUAUACAUCAAGAACAAAAUCUUAAAAAAUGUGUACCAUGUGCUAGUUAUAUUUAAUGAAAUGUGCCAACAAUCCCCCUUUUAAGAUGUGAUUCUUAUUGUAUACUUGCAUUUCAGGCCAUAAAGGAUGAAAGAGAGAAAAAUGUUGAGCUCAAUGAUGAGAUUGAGCGUAAAGAUAAAGAUAUUUUACUUUUAAAUUUAAAACUGAGCUUACCUCCAGAAGAAGACGAAGAAGAUGAGCUUGCAAAGCACAUGGAUGCUUUGAAAGAUAAGACCCAAGAGAUAACGGUAUUUCUGAUAUUAAAGUCACAAAGCUGCAUGUGUAUUUCAAGUGUGUUUGACCUAAACAUGUGUGUUCCACCUUACUGUUGUUUUUCAAAAGAAAAAAAGGCUAUAUCUUUCAGUUAUUUAUAGUUUUAAAUAUUCACCAUGAUGUCCAUAUUAAUAUGACCUCUGACAAGGACUUUGUUUUAUUUUUCCUUAGGUACUUUUGUUAAGGGUACAAUGCAAUCUUAAAUGAGUACAUUUAUAUAUAACGGUUUUCUGCUUUUGUUUAAUGUUAUACAUUGUUUUCAAACCCAUAUAUCCAACAUGUAUGAUGCCACCACCGGUACUAUGUUAGAAUAGUGAAGGCACAUCAGAACUUUGGUGAAAUAUUUUCUGUGAUGUUCUACAAGCCAGAUUCAUCAUUAAGAUGAGCACAAUUCAGCAGCAUCAGUUUGCCAAUAAUUGCAUUGGUAGGCUCUUAUUAUUAAAGGAACACUAUAGGGUCAGGAACACAAACAUGUAUUCCUGCCCCUCUAAAUGUAGUAAAAUCUUACCUUUAUUCCAGUCUGCUGAUGAUGCCUCUGCCCUUGAUCUGCCUCCUUGGCUGACAUCAGAAGGGAUUAUCUGAGCCAAUUACAAUGCUAUCCCAUAGGAAAGCAUUGGCUUGACUGAGAUUGCCAAGGUGGUGGGGCAGGGGGCGGUGCCAAAUGCCACUCUGGCCAAUGAGCAUUUUCUUAAGAGGGUGUGAAUAUACCGUUUGCACCUUUGGACUCUGUGUGUUGGGUGGUGGGGUUGAUCACCUAAACACUGAGUUUGUUCUUUCUGUACUCUAUGGGGAAAGUUUUGUGUCUCCAUGCAGAGGGUGGAGUCACUGAAUGUCAAUGCUGCACACUGCCCCAGGAAGCACCUCUAGUAUCCAUCUGUGGAGUGGCCAGUGGAGUUUCACUAGACUGUAAUGUAAACAGUGCCUUUUUUCUGAAAAGACCGUUUUUACUGCAAAACGCCUACAGGGACUGACAAUACUCAACCGGAACAACCACUUGUGAACAUGAAUUACUUUCUUGCAUGGAUAGUGUUUUUUUUUGUUUUUGUUAUUUCACAUUUUUGUGGUGCAUGCCUGCAUGGAUCUGAUAGAUUCAUUAGCUUUCUUUUGAGAUGCCACGAGAUGGUACUGUAGAGUUUCAAACACUGGGGACAUCGGCAAGAAGAAAAUGAAUGCCACAAGAAGAAAAUAAGGGAGUAUUUCCACCAUAACCGAUGCAACAACAUUGGUUGCAAAAGUAUAUGGCAAUGUCUUUCUUAAACCUUAUUUUUGAAAGCUGUUGAACUGUGUCAGUGCAUUCUUUAAAAAAGUGUAACACUUUAUCAAUUUAAUGUAGAGGUCCAUUUGCAUACUAAAUGUUGUGUUUGUACUUUCAUUGUGCUUUUCCAAAUUACGAUUCCUAGGAAGUAAAUUGAAAUCAUAUACAUGUAUGCAAUCUGCCAUGUUAUGUCCAGGAUUUAAUAGCUGAAGUAAUUUAUAUUUUUUUCCCUUUUCUACAGGAUCUUUUGGUAAAAAUCUCUGGUGUAUAUUCUGAUCAACACAGCCUAAUAAACAGUUUGGCUAGUGAAAUUCACAAUGAAGAAGAGACCUGUAAAUCCAUUUUGGGUCAGAUAAAGGAUAAACUCUCACCUACACAGUCCAGGUCAUUUAGAAGCUUACAGACUGAGCAUGUAAAGAUAAAUUCUCAGCUGCAAACCGUUCUAAGCAAGUUUAAGGUAAAUUUCAUAUUUCUUUAGUAGUAUUAGAAAAUGUAACUCUAGUGAUGUUAAGGGGGUGGGGGGGGAGAGUUAAUUUUUUACUAACUUAUUUUUCUUGUAGCUUAUAUGCAUGAAUGCCAUUGUGAAAGAAGAACAAUACAGCUUAUUAAAUGUCUACGAAGUAGACCUGAUCACAGAACAAAAGAAACAUGAAGAGCUUGAACUUCAGAUUCAAUGUCUAGAGCAGCACGGUAAAAAAUGGACAGAUUCUGCAGCGGAUGACCUAAAAUUUUAUGAACUUGAGUUCCUAAACAAACUGAUAAAUAAGAAGUAUGAUCUUAUAAAGGUAAUUGAUAUCGGAAAAAACAUCAGGGGAGAAAAGUCAUUAUGAACUUACUGUAGAAAUAGGCACAAGGUUUAAUGUGGCAAUAUGUAUGUAUUUUUUCAUGUUUGUGGGUGACUUUAUCACUGGAGUGGAUACCCGCAGGCCUAUGCGGCACUGCACUUUAUUAAAUGUUAAUCCAUUUUGUACAGUUUACAUGUUCGUGUGUGCAAAGCAAAUCAUUAGGAUUAGUUAACAAAAGGUUUACUAAUGGGAAAACCACUACUGGGAAACCACUGGACAGUAUAGGUAUAUAUGCAUGCUGUACAUUCACUUUUAGAUUUUACUCCAAAUUAAAUGAAUAUCAAAAAUACAUGUAAAUGAGUAAAAUAAGGUGAGAACACUGCUUUUUUGUUUUGUUUUACCAGCAUGCAAAACACAAAUCUAGAUACUUAUUUCAAGAUUCAAUACAUGUUGUAUGCUACUUAAGGAACAAUUGUAGCAUUAGGGAUAUAAAACACCAUAGUGUGUCUCUUACCUGUAUUUGCGUGUUUGGUCAUUUUGUAUGAAGCAAUACUUAGUCAUUGACCAAGUAUAAUCUAGUUAAAGAAUAGUGUAGUGUCAUGAAUACAAACAUGUAUCCCUUACACCAUAGUGCUAGAAUACAUGUUUAGCUCCCUGGCUCCCUCUCUGUGGAGAUAUAAGGUAUAUGUACCUUUUCUCCAAAGCUAUGCCGGUCUCGUCACCGCUGGCCACAUGUCCAUGACUGAGAUUAUUACUCUUGGUGAUCUCUGCCAAUAAAAUGCUUUUCCAUGGGAAAGCAUUGGGAGGCCCUUGCGCCAAUCAGCAUCUCCUCAUAGAGAUGCAUUGAAUCAAUGCAUUCCUAUAGGGCAGGGGUUCUCAACCCAGUCCUCAGGACCCCCUACCAGUCCGGGAUUUGGGGAUUACCUGGGUGUGUCUCAGGUGUUUAGAAAAAGGGGAAAAAAACACCUUAGACUCUAAGGUGUUUUUUUUUCUUUUUCUAAACACCUUAGACACACCCAGGUAAUCCCUAAACCCUGGACUGGUAGGGGGUCCUGAGGACUAACGUUGAUAACCCCUGCUAUAGGGAAUGUUCAACGAAUCCAUGCAGAGCUUGGAGAUGCUAAACGUAGGAGUGUUCCUUGACAGCAAAGUAAACACUGCCUUUGCUAAGACUGCAGGGACAUGCUAUAGACACUAGGGAUUGACCAAUUAUCGGUCUGGCCGAUAUCCAGUAUUUUCGGCAAUAUUUGUAUCUGCCAAUAAAGAUACCGAUAUUGCCGAUAAUUCAUACCAGAGCUGGGAGGGCCCAGCAAGCUCUUACUUACCUUCUCUUCAGCUCCCCUGUGUAAAUCUCGCGAGUCCCGCGGCCGUCAGAGCUUUGCCAUGGGCUACCAUAGCAAAGCUCCGCGCGGCACACAGGCAGCAAGAUUUAGACAGGGGAGCUGCUGGGAAGGUAAGUAAGCGCUUGCUAUGCCACCGUACCAUCAAGAAAGGCUAUAUCCGCCCUCCCUGGCCAAGUAAGAAGCGGGUGGGGGGGGUGGACUAAAAAAAAUAAAUAUAUUAUUUUAUAUUAAAAAAAAAAUUAAAUCCUCCCCUCCACCCCCCAAAUUUUACACAAAUUACAUACCUACAGAAACACACACACACACUCUGCAUUAUAUGCACAUACUAUACAAAUACACUGCAUUCACUAUACACACUCUGCAUUCAUUAUAUACACACUACACAAACACACUGCAUUCACUAUACACACUGCAUUCAUUAUACACAUUACACAAACACACACUGCAUUCAUUAUACACACUACACAAACACACACUGCAUUUAUUAUACACCCUACACAAACACACACUGCAUUCAUUAUAUACACACUACACAAAUACACACUCUGCAUUCAUUAUAUACACACACUCUGCAUUCAUUAUAUACACACACUCUGCAUUCAUUAUAUACACACACUCUGCAUUCAUUAUAUACACACACUCUGCAUUCAUUAUAUACACACACUCUGCAUUCACUAUAUACACACACUCUGCAUUCAUUAUUCACACACUACACUACACACACUCUGCACUCAUUAUUCACACACUACACUACACACACUCUGCAUUCAUUACAUACACACUACACAAAUACACACAACUCCCCUGUCUAAACACACUGCAUCCACUACAUGUGGCAUGUAUAUUUUGUGCAUUUGCCUUUAAAAAUAGUUUGUUUUUCAAAAUGGUAAAUGUACAGAAUAUCGGUAAGUUAUCGGCUAUCUGCCUGAAAGUUCACAGAUUAUCGGUAUCAGCUCUAAAAAAAAAAAAAAUCAAUAUUGGUCGAUCCCUAAUAGACACCAGAAUCACUACAUUAAGCUGAAGUGGUUCUGGUGACUAUAGUGCCUCUUUAAAGAACAAUCCAGGUUUGAGUGAAACAUUUUCUUUUUUUAAAUAUAAAUAUGCAUAAACAAUUUGUUAUGCAAAUGUUUAUAUACCUGCAUUGUCUCUGUAUCACCAGGCUUUGCAGAUUCUGCAAUAAGUUCUGCCCAGUCCAGAAAGUGGCUCAGUAAGUCACGUUGCUUCAUUGUCUGGUAGUUGUUGCUUAACAACACUUUAAAAGCUUCUAAAUUAGCUAGUUUUCUUAAUGUUCAAGUUGACCCAGUGGUUUGUUAAAUUAACUCUGCAAUAAGUAUAAACUGUCCUGAUUUUAAUACUCCUCAUUAAUGAACUUUGGGGUUGCAGCAUGUUGAAGAAGAUUUUUCAGCGAUUCAAGUCAUACUGACAAGUAUUGAACAAGUUCUUCAAGAUGAAACAAAAUGCAAGCAGAGUUUUAACUUGUGGCUGGAUGAAUUCAAGGAUGAGAACAUUAAUGUCAUGAAGCUUAAUGAAGGUGUCCAGCAAGAAAAUAAAAGAAUCAUAGGAAUGAUCCAACUGAUGACCAAGAAGCUAAGGGUAGAAUAUAUAUAUUCUAGAGAUGUUACAGUGUGUGUGUGUAUAUGUGUAUAUAUAAGUAUUUAAGAAUCUAUUCUAGUUCUAUAAUUUUAUGCAGCACAUGGCAUCUUAUGCUAUGGUAUACAUUUAGAAAAUACUUUAAUAUCAGUUGAUUAAGAUCUUUUCUAUGUUUUUAAGAAAAAUAGUUUAAUAAAUUUAAUAUUUUCUUUAAGACUGUUCUUCAAUCAAAAAUACAGAGUGUGGUCACCGAAUAUUUAAAAACCAUUCAAACAGAGUUGGAAGAGACAAAAGUAAAAAACACUGAGCUAAUGAAAAGAGUGCAUCAGCUUUCUCCUACAGGAAGUACAGAUAUCAUAGAAAAUGAGAAUGCUAGAUUACAAGAAAAACUGAAGAGUCUGCAAGCAGAAUUAAAGGUAAUGGCAGUUUUGAAUUCUGUUUAAGCAAAAUUAAAAGUGAAGGCUGUUACACGUUCUGGAAUGUAGCUCUCGCUCUAUCUUCUGCAGGUGUACUUUGUUGAUGUUCAUAUUGUUAAAGGUUUGUUGUGACAAUUGGCUAAUUGGUUGUUGAGGAAUGGCAGAAGGCAGUUAUUCCAAAAUACUACAGUCCUACAUAACCAAUAAAUCAAUGUAGACCAAAAGGGUCAAUAAAGAUUUGGUUGAGUUGGAAGGGCCAGAUCCUUCUGUAUCGAUCACUGAAAAUCUGUUGUAGCUUAGCACUUGCACAAUUAAAAUAUUUGGACAGGUUAUUAGGAAGGGAAAGGGUGCUAGGGGUUUCCCGUUUUUUUUUUUUUUAUUCCCAACACUUAUUGAUUUAUGCAGUAAUCCUACUUUAUGAUCUAGGUGUAUGUUCUUUUUGCUAUAUUCAGUGUUCCUUGUAUGUUGCAUUAGUGAUGCUUAGGCCCUUUUACACAUGAACAUUGUUAUAUCCUGUAGAAAAUGCAGUCCAGGAUCAAAAAUCUAGAAGAUGAACUGGAUACAGUAAAAGCAGAUGCCAAAGAAAAAGAAGAGAGGGCAGCAGCCCUGCAAAACAAACUGUUAUUGAACACCACAGAAACUGAGCUUGCAAAGAUCCAGAUUCAGCUUACUGAAAAAGAUAAUAGACUUCAAACUGCAUUGAAAGAGAUUGAGAAUCUCCAGGUAUGUCUGUGUGUGUAUAUGCUUGCAAACUUUUACAGUUGCAUAGCAUUUUGUAUGGGUGCAAACUAUUUUAUUUAUAAUGGCUUAAUAUUGCAUACAUUUGUUUUUAAUAGAUACUGAUGUACACUUGGCACUUCCUAGAGGUGUUAAAGGGCACCUGCAUUAUAAGCAUGCCGUGAGGGCAGUGUGUAUAACUUAAGAUUUGUAUAUUCAUUGUCCUAGCUGCAUGUUCUGUGCUACCUUUCCUUCUUGGCUGUCAGUAAGGGUAGUGAGACUCUGACUUAACGGAUUUAAUAUGGUAUCACUCAUAUUCACAAUAUGGCAUAGGUGGUCCAGCUACGUUUGGGGCGUUUUCUAUCUUCGCAAUGGCAGCAAUGUCAACCAGUCUAUAAGUGCUGUGUAAGCAUUAUAAAUAUGCUACUUUGUCCUCAUGUGAUGUAGCUUUUCUCUAGCCCAUUACUGGUUGCUCCUAUUUUUAUCAAUGUCUUGACAAUGGAUCGACAAAGUAAAUGGCAAAUAUUGUUGAUACGUGUCAAUUUGCAUAUUAGAACUAACAUUAAGCUGGCUUUCAUAUCCUAGCACUGGUUCAGUAUGGGCUUACUUUAAAGCCUGAGAGAUACACCACUUUUUUUGUUUUUGUCCCUAUAGAGUACAGUUUCCAAAGGUGCAAAACCAUAUCAAGAGGAAAUAGACCAACUCAAAACUCAAGUUGUGAAAAUUGAGAUGGAAAGAAUGAAGUUGUCCAAAUCAAUGGACAAAGAGUAAGUAUAGUAAGAUGUGCUUCUUUUAAAACGAGUUUAUUUGGGAUUGAAUAUAUUACUAGUGAAGUAUAGUCAUGCAGAAAUAGAUGUCCUGCUAUUUUAAACUUCUGGCGGGUAAGGGACCCAUAUUCUAAAAUGUAUUUUUUUUUUUUGCAGUUGAAGGGAUGACUUGUGAUCUAAUUUAUAUGCAUCUGCAGUGUUAAACACAUGCUAUUUAAAAUGUUUAUAAAAAACUGUAUAUGUGUUAUUUAAUCAUAAAAUAGUGAGUCAGCUUUGUUUUUCUUUUUUAAAAUAUGGACCACAUAUAAUUCAUACACAAUUUGAGUAUUGUUGCAAAGAAUGUGUUCUUACUCUUGCGUAUAUUUUGUUGCGUGGUUUCCUCCAUAUUAUACCUUUUUGCUGCAUAUGUGACUGAAAUGACAGCCGGCAUAGAGCGAUGGCAGCACUAUUUCUGCCUCCUUUUGUCAUUUUAUGGAUUAUUUUCAAUAUUCUUGUUUUUGGGAUAAUGCAGAACCCUUAGCUCAAGCCGUGAAUGGGGGGCAGCAGUGAGCUUUAUUCGCGAGUGACUGCCAACAAUAGGCUGAGAGCUCACUGCCACCCCUUCAAUGACCUAAUGCGUCCACAUUAGCCAGAACGCAAGAUGAGGCAGCAGACUGACACCUAGUGACAUUUCUUCAGUGUUAAACGAUUUGAAAACUGUUUAACACUAGAAGGCACCAGACACCAUUUAAUGGAAAGGAAAUAGAUCUUGUGCCCAGACUGUUCUUUUUUUACCUUCUUCUUAGGACAUUUCAGUUUUCUUUUGUUGGACAUCUUCCUUAACCACAGAAAUUAAUGUUGCCUAAAUCCUUGCCAAAGAUUUGUACUUCAGAGCCUACAAUGUACAAUGUAUAAUAAUUUGUAUGUGCAUUAUAGAAUUGCAUCAUUAAAGUCUUGUCUGGAAGAUAAAGAAGAAUGCUUACGGAAAUUAAAAGAACAGUUAAGGCGAGCUCAAAAGGACAGUGACACAUCAGGUAUAAAUAAUGCAUGUUACACCAUUUUAAGACUCAUUGCAGGCUAGUAAGUAAUAAUGUUAUAGAUAUAUAUUGUAUAUAUCCAAUAUGAUGUAAGAAAUUAAUACUUUCAUAGGUUUAGCAAAUUGCAUCAUAAUUCAGACACGGUAAAGCCAGGGAAAACAUUGCAAAUGAUUGAUAGGGGCGUCCAGUUGCAGAAUAAACAUGUGGAUUUGUGGUUUUGGUUUUAUUUUUCAUUUGAAAUGUGAUAUUAUCCAGAUGUGAAACAUCAACAUUCGUAAUAGACAAGCAGGGACUUCUGGUUAUGUUAAAACUUCUGAACUCGGCCAUGGCACCCAUAGAUUUCUAACACCAUGACUACAUCCUUUGCAUGUGGUGAUUAUGAUGUUUAGGCUGCCAUCAAGGAGGAGACUAUUCUUGCCCUGGUUCUCUUUCAGUUUUAAGUGGAAAUAAUCUUGUCUGAAAAGUGGCUAAAUAGUUUGUUUAAUGCAAAAAUCAUAGCCUCCUGCUUUGCACUGUCAUUCUCCUCUGUUUUUGUUUAUAUAUGAAUACUAUGUGGUGUAUUAAAAGGCAUUCACAUCUAAAAAAUGUUUACAGUGUUAUAUCAUUUUUGUUUUUAUGAAAAUGUUGUAUGUAUCGUUCUUCCAACAGUUUGCUCUGAAAAGGAUCAUCCCAGUUACUCUCAUUAUCCACUUACAUGUGGUGGUGGAAGUGGUAUUGUGCAAAGCACUGCCUUCUUGGUUCUCCAAUCAGAAAAUGCAAAACUAGAAAGGGAAGCCUCCCACUAUAAGAAAAAGUAUAAUCAACUUUCUAGGUGAGAAUGCAAUAUUGUCGUUUUGAAAAAAAAAAAUUCCCAUACAUCUCUCCUUCCAAAAUGUAGAAGUAUUCUAUAUGUUUUUGUGUUUUCUUUAUAGAAAUAUUUAUAAACGUGAAGAUAAGAAAAUUAAAGUGUCUGAAACACCUGCUCCGUUAAAUGCUGCUCAUGAAUCAUAUGGGAUGUUGCCUUCAAACAAGGCAGUACCAAGUGACGUUUCUCCUACCAAGUCUGAAAUUCUUAAUCUAUAUCUAGCAUCUCCAGGCAAGACUGGUAUGCAGAGAAAGCGGGAAGCACCUCCAUACAAGACAGAGGCCAUUAAACGUGUUGCAUUAUCCCCUAGCAAGGCUGGAAGGCAUAGUGUGGCAUCAGCUUCUCCAAGCAAACCUGCAAUGCUUACAAAGUCGCAAAUAUCUCCUGAACGGACUCAAGUGCCAUUGCUCAGCUCUCUGAUUUCAUCCCCAUGCAAAAAACAAACCUUGCUAAAAAAUGAGGAUUCGCCAAAACAAAAAUUUUUUGACGCUCGAUCAAAAUCCUUGCCAUACUGUCCAACACAGUUUUUCGACAAUUCCAAGUUGGGAACGUUACCAGGUAACUUUUGUGAAUAUUAUUAUAUUCUGGUCUUGUAAUAUUUAAAUGUUACUUUUGUAGUUAUUAUAAAAGUAUUUGUUAAGACCAACAUUUGAAACUUGGCAAAUUUCAACCAGUCAUCUGAAAUUAGCAAUAUUUGUAAAGAUACUGGCCUUGCCUUCCAAGUGCUUUAUUCCGCAAACGUUUCCAAACAUAUUCUUUUUAUAAGUAGUCAAAGCAGCUUAAUAACUCCAUGUACGUAUAGUUGGUGUGCCAGGUCAGUGUUAUACCUGUGCCUGGUAGCUAUAGGCAUACAUUUUUUACGAACAAUUGCGUGUUGCUAACCAUGCCCAAAACCAUAUGAUGCAUGCAAAUUUCUUAGUAAGUAGCAUUAAAAAUACAAAAACUAGCCGUGAAAAUUGUUUUGCUGUGUUCCUGCAUGACUCUUACUUAUUUUGAUGCUGAUGCUUCAUUGAGCUACGUUUCACUUUAUCAGUAAUUCAGCUUACCUGGUACAAACUAGGGAUCGACCGAUAUUGAUUUCAGACCGAUGAAUCUGUGAACUUUCAGACCGAUAUUCUGUACAUAUACCGUAUUUGGUUUUGUUUGUUUUUUUGCAAAUCUUUUUUUUUUUAAAUGGUAAAGGCACAAAAUAUACAUGCCUGUCAGAUUUGUUUUAUGUUUUCAAGAAUAUUCCCUUCCCUGUCCCAUAAUGUUCUCCCCCCUCCCCCCCCCCUCCCCUGUCCCAUAGUGUUCUUUCCCUCCCCUGUCCCAUAGUGUUCUUUCCCCUCCCCUGUCCCAUAUUGUUCUUUCUCUCCCCUGUCCCAUAGUGUUCUUCCACCCCCCUCUGUCCCAUAGUGUUCUUCCCCCCCCUCCCCACACUUACUGUGUUCUUCCCCUGUCCCUUAGUGCCCCCCUCUCACUCCCUCCUUGGUCCCUGCUCACCGGUGUGUCUCCUGGUAACGUGGACGAGCAGAGUGUUGCACACAGCGGUACAGGAGAUUCACUCUCCUGUACCCAGCCGGACUGACAGGAAGUGCUCUCAGUGAGCACUUCCUUUCAGUCAGUCAGAGUACAGGAAACAUAAGUUCCUGUACCGCGUGCACACUUCUCCACUCGGCCAUGCUACACAGAAGGCCGGGUUGGAGGUAGCGCUGCGUGAUGUAAACACUGUCUUUUCAGAGUGUUUGCAUUGCCCCUAGGGACACCUCCAAAUGGCCACUGGUGGUGCUUCCUGGCUCAGUGCUGCACAGUAGGCAGCAGUGCUGUUCAGCGUCUCCACACUCUGCAUGGGAAGCAGAAUUUUCCUCAUAGAGAUGCAUUGAUUCAAUGCAUAUCUAUGAGGAGGUGCUGAUUGGCCAAAACGGUGUUUGGCCCAGCUCUUUGCUGUUUUCCACUAAAUCCAAUGCUUUCCCCAUGGGAAGGCAUUGGAUUGCUAAAAAUCAGCAAUUCCCAUGUCACCUAAGGGGCGGAGCUAGCGCUGGCGGACCUGUUUGGCUCUGGAAAUAAGGUGUUUUAAUUUCUUUUAAGGGGAAUAAACUAUUCUCUUAAUUCUCUUUUCAAAAAUAGGUGCAGAAAUUUUUCACUUUGUGUACUGAAGGACGAAGGCCUUUUUUAGACUCGAGGCAUUUGUGACCAAGGUCUUUUUGGCACUUUUUAAAUGCAUUUAUUCAACCACAAUUUCCCCCUUUCUGUUUAAGUGCACUUAUACAUAUUAUGAUAUAUGAUUUAAAGGAUAAAAAGGAAUUUCUUUUCAUACCCUAUAUGUAUACAUAAAGUCCUAAUAAAUAGGAAUAAAAUAUUGCUAAAUGAAAACAUGUAUAGUUAGCAUAUAAACAAAUCUUAACACAGUAGUUUUGUGUAUAUUGCUUUGCAGGCAAAUAAUAAAAAUUACAUAAGUUUAAAUUUUUCCCUUAUUUGUUUAGCCUGUAUGAAAACAAUUUGGAAAGAAUAUCUUUAACCGUUGUGACGAAAGUAACCUCGUCACUGGCUUUGGAGGGGCCUGCUGGCCAGCCUCUUGCCUCAGGACUAUGAGCCCUGCAAUAUACCUUGCCCAAUGCACUUGAAAAAGCUCUGUUCAUGUGAAGUAUGUACUUUUGUUCUCCCGACGGAGAGCCCGACCGUUGGGUCUAAUUCUCUGAAACUGUUUUGGGCAUGGGACCAUGUGCAUGGUGGGUCAAAACUAUGACUUCCAGGAAAUUCCUGAACCGAUCUUGGUGAUUUUUGGAUAUGUUGUUCACCCAGAUCAGGGCUAUCAGGGGAUGUGUAUUUUGGGGUACUUAUUGGACUUUGUAAAAAUGUGUGGUUUUUUUUUGCCUGGGGAUAAUAAAGUUAAUGCAUUAUCUGCCUUAAUUAUAUCACAGGCAGGGGGGAGGGGUUGUGUUACUGUAUGUGUGAGUGUCAUUCAUUGUCACAUUGUUUUCAUUGGUUUGUAAACUUUGUGUCCCUGUGCCCAACAAGGUCCACCUGGGCGUCACCCUUGUUGGGAAACCUGCAUAAAAGGCCAGCUGUGGCUUCCAUUAAACAGACUUACUUCACCCUCAAUCUAGAGUCUUGUCUCUUAUUGGGGAAAACUGCUAUAUACUACAAGGGAUUGCUAUAAUCACUAUACUCCUUUAGAUUCUCUGAGCUCUUGUAAGAACUAUUCCUGCUUGACUCUCUGGAGAAAGUGGUUCACCCACUGGAACCUUGAGCCUUGUCGUAGGUCCAGGGUGGGUAGGAGACGGCGAGACCCCAACCAAGCUGCGGUGGUUGUGGGGUCUGCGGUGCUUAUGGUAUCUGGUGGAGUGCUUGGCGCCCUCGGUGAACAGGAAGCUCCGUUACAACCGUAUAGUUUUUUUUUUAUAUUGCAAUAUUUUGCACAUGGUCUAAAAUGUUUCUAUGCCAAAUAAUGCUUAUCUCAUACAGUAAUGUAACAAAAUUAGAUAAAUGCAAAUGGUCAAAUACCGUGCUUAUUUAUUUUGACAAUCUUUAUUUUCAGUUUUUGUUGGGUAUAGAGAAUUUAGGAAAAUGAACAGGAUAAUAGCAACAAUGCCCGUUGAUGCGCAAAUACAUUGCUUAUAUGUAAUUGUAAGGAUACUGAAGACAUUACUAGCAGCACAACAUACUGAAAUGGCAAUAGAAAAUAAAAAGAAUUUCUCCAUUUGAGCAUAAUGCCCACAUCCAGUAAAUACAGUUAAAUCCUUUUAAAAUUUAAAUGUUAAACUUCUUAAUCAAUAUUGUAUGCUAGUGUAAUGCUGACAGUGAAAUGGUGGAGUUCACUCACUCCUCCCCCUCAGUGUCUGUAGUAAUAAUUGACCCAAUGAAACCUCCUGUGCUUUUUGGAAACCAGCGGUGGGUGAACUUACAUUUUUAUUUUUUUUUAGCAAUUUGCAAGCAUUAUGCCAAUGAUUAGUGGAUUCUGGCAGUGAAAUCCGUUUUUCUGUAUGCUUUUAAAGAUUCGGAAGAAAGAGAGAGGGGCUAUGGGGUGGGGAAACCACCACCACUACCCCACAAAAAGGUUACAGAGGUACGAGGGGCGUAACCCCACAAUAUAUAUAGAAAAAAAGACGAAAAAUGGGGCAGACAGUCCACUCACAAAAAAGUGGGUGGAAUGCCUAGCCUCAUUCAAAGUACCUCAUAAUGUAAAUAGUCACAUAGAAGAGGAUAAACAACCUUUAUUAGAAAAAAAUCCUAAAAUGGUAUAUAGUCCAAAUACUAUUACCAUACACUAAAAUAGUGUAUUGAUUAUAAGUUAACCACCAAAUUUGUAAAAGCAUGGGAGAGGCUAAUCCUGCAAGGUAUGUUUGACUUAAUAAAGGUGUAAAAAUACACCUAAAAUAAUAAAUGGGUAACAAAGCAGGUUAGUCUAAAUCCAUUCUAGGAAAGGACCCAGCUGGGUAAUUGGAUAGAAAAAGGAUAGUCUUAGAGCAGUGUCUGAGAGAAUCUGGAAAGGGCAGGGUUAAUAGCAACUAAUGGGGCGCGCUCUAAGACUAUCCUUUUUCUUUCCUAGAAUGGAUUUAGACUAACCUGCUUUGUUACCCAUUUAUUAUUUUAGGUGUAUUUUUACACCUUUAUUAAGUCAAACAUACCUUGCAGGAUUAGCCUCUCCCAGGCUUUUACAAAUUUGGUGGUUAACUUAUAAUCAAUACGCUAUUUUAGUGUAUGGUAAUAGUAUUUGGACUAUAUACCAUUUUAGCAUUUUUUUCUAAUAAAGGUUGUUUAUCCUCUUCUAUGUGACUAUUUACAUUAUGAGGUACUUUGAAUGAGGCUAGGCAUUCCACCCACUUUUUUGUGAGUGGACGGUCUGCCCCAUUUUUCGUCUUUUUUUGCUUUUAAAGAUUCAUUAUAGUGUUAGGAAUAUAACAUUGUAUUCCUAAUACUAUAGUGUCCCUCUUGAGGAGACGGGGACAGUGCAUCAAAGACCCCUUCAAUGAGAUGAAAUGGUCUGUGUAUUCUUGACCCUAUAGUGUUAAACCUGCUAGCUAUCUGCAUAUAUGAGAAGAACAUAAAAAAAAUAGUUUUUUGACUAGUGAUGCCCAACUUUUCAAUACUCUUAUAUUGUCUGUGCCAAGUUUUGAAAGUGUAUAGCCAAUUCUUAAUUGUUUUAUGAUGUUCUGCAUGUUAAGAAACACUGAUUAUUAACAUAACAAGCAAAAAGUAAUAUACACAUUUGAAUUUAAUUCAGUAUUUGACUUGUCCUAAGCCAAUGAGAAUACAAUCCAGACUCAAAUGAUAAUUUCUAAAAAGGAAAUGCACAGAUGGCUUAAAACUAAUUGUAAGGCUUUUUUUGUUAACUUGAAUCGUCCUGCCUUAACUGUUAAAUAUCAAGUGUGUUUUAGUCACAUAACCCUUUUACAUACUGUGCAUAUUUUAAAAAAACAAAACAUAAUUUCUUCACAUUUUUGAUGUGUAUCAAGUGCGUUGAUCUAUAUUUUAUUCUAUUCCAGAUGUUAAAAAUGUUGAAUCUACAGCUGAAACAGAAACUUGGUGGUAUGACCGAAAAAAGGAAACUGCCAAUGAAUGUAAAACUUCCUAAUGUGCGUCUCUCACGUGAAAAUCCCUGCACUUGGUAUAGCUGUAAUACUUCCCAAAGUUAACAUGGUCAUUAACAUCUUCGCUGAAGCAGAUGGAGUAUAUGGGAGUAUAACACACACACUGGAUGAAUGUAAACCAUUACUUUGUAAAUCAAAGUCUUAUUUGUAAAUAUUUUGUUUAAAAUCUUUAGCACAGCAGUCACUCUAAUCUUUGGGUAGGAAUUUUAAUACAAGAGUUUCAGCAGAACAACACAGCAUUCGCUAAUUUUAAAGAAGACCUAUAAGAGGGUAAAUCAUAAUGAUGGCAUCAGUGCAGAUUAUAAAUUUAAAAAGUAUGUUAUGUCUUUACUUUUUGUUUGUCAUAUCUUCCUAUAUCCACUUUAUUUGAAUGUUAUUUUGUUUGUCAUGUUAAUAAAGUGCAAUAUGACCUUUAAUGUAUAAACUAUUUCAUGUGUUGAUUUUUCACUUUUUUGACAAUUUGGGUAUUUCAUUUUAGGUUAAACCUCAUCAAGUGUUAAUUUGAUAUUUGCAAAAUAACUUGCAAUAAACUCUGAGAAUGGUAUGGCAGGAUCACGG